AUAAGUUUUAAAAUAUAGAUGGUAUAAUGUUUAUGCUUUGCAUUUAUAUAGCACGUGUACAUAAUAACAAGUAAUGGAUGGGCAAAAUAAUAUUGGCAGAUGCAAAUGGAUGAAGCGUAGCACAUCCUCUGCUAGGAGAGUCAUUGCCCCUCACCAGACAUGAAAGAGUAUUAACUCCCACCACCACUACCCAGGCAGACAUGGAGGAGCAGUAACUCCCACCACCUCGACCUAGGCAGACAUGGAGGAGCAGUAACUCCCACCACCACCCAGGCAGACAUGGAGGAGCAUUAACUCCCACCACCCAGGCAGACAUGGAGGAGCAAUAACUCCCACCACCACCCAGGCAGACAUGGAGGAGCAGUAACUCCCACCACCACCACCCAGGCAGAUAUGUAAUAACAGGACUCUACUGCGACGGCGACAUCCCUGACAGGGCCCCUCCCACUUUCCCGGCUCCGAGCACUCUGAUUGGAGGAGGGAGCGGAGGGCUUUACUCGCUGUCUCCGCACGGUUUGCUUCCGGUAUCACAUCCUCCGAACAUGGCAGCCGCCGGGUUGUGCUCUAUCUUAGCCACAGGUAACGCCAGCUUCAGCCCGCGGUGUGUGCACCUCCCGGUCACUAUAGUCCUCUCACCGUCACAGCGAGGACUAGGCGCCGCAUCGCUUUAUCCCUGUUGACACUCCCCUGCUUCUCGCUCCUUGCUCAGCGUGUUCGGAUGCCGUGCACAUUAUGCCCACCUCCCCCAGCAUCAUCCUGAGCUACAUUGUUACUUUAUUCUGUGUGAACUCCCCUUGUUAUAGUGAUACAGGAAGAGGGGGCAGCGUGCCCCUUACACUGAUAACACGAUGUCACAUUUCUUUUACAGCAGCUUCAUUGUUUCUUCUGGUGCCCACUCCAGUAACUGCAUUUGUGGAGGAUUUGGAUGACUCGUAAGUACAGACUCAGACUCUGCUCAUGUUUCUUAUUUGAGAGUCAGUGGCCUUAUAGUGACAGCUCAGCAGUGGUGGCAACAACUAUUGUGGUUGUAUUUACCUUGUUUAACCCUUUAAGGAUACAUGACAUGUGUGACAUGUCAUGAUUCCCUUUUAUUCCAGAAAUUUGGUCAUUAAGGGGUUAACCGGGCGGGAGGGGUACCCUGAGGGUGGGGGCACCCUCAGGGCACUAUAGUGCCAGGAAAACGAGUAUGUUUUCCUGGCACCAUAGUGGUCCUUUAAAAUUAAGUUAGUGGUUAUGGUGUAGUAUUUACGGUAGCAGGAGUGCCCUGGUGCUUUCUCCCAGUUAGAUGACAACUUACUUGGGUCCUGCCGGAUGAAAAGAAAAGCCAAGCUACUCUUGCGCAACGAAGGACAAUGCCCUCGUUGAGAGCACUCCGCAAAUGGGUGCAGUCCUGCUUUUGCUCUUCAGAGGCAUUCAGCUUUUUGUGCUGGAGAAGACCAGAUGUGGCACAAAUGGACAGCAGGACCAAAGUAAGUUGUCAUACUGUGUGAAUAUGCAUUCUUGCAUUCCAAGCACCAUAAUCAUUACAAAUUACUCAAUUUAGCCUAUCUUUCUGUAAAAAAAAAAAAAAAAAUCACACUGGAACAAGUAUAAGUUUCAAUGAACACUACUGCAAACAUGUUGUUUAGCAUACAGUACCUGUUUAGUUCCCUUAACUCCUUCUUGGGUUCACGUGGGUUAUCUCCUCUAAGAAAAAAUCAUUAAUAUUUCAAAUCUAAGCACUCCAUUGAGGGAAGCAAUGGCAUGAGUAAUAAAAAAUAUCAAGACAUAAAAGCUAUACACAAUUCACAAAUAUACGGACUGUGUCCCUCGUCCCGUGGAGACCUGCAUGUCAUCUUGUUCUAGAUCUGGACUGUUCUUAUGGGUGUCAGUCUGAUGUGCAAAUGGAGUCUCUCUUUGAUGGUACAAGUGAACUAAAAUUAGUUUUAGGAGUCAAUAAUAGAAACUAACCAUAUUACAUGUAGUGUAUACAGAUAAUGUAUGUAGCUUAUAUGGAAUAAUUAUUUUCAUGUACUCUUCUUCAUAAGCAUAAUUAUUGUUCCAUACUGCAUAUUUUAUUUAGAUUACCUUAAAAUAAAAAUCCAAGCACCAUAACCACUAAAGGUGCUGUGGUUAUGGGUCUAGGAGUAGCCUGACGCCCUGCCAUGUAAGUAAUCAAACUGUUUUUAGAACGGUAUGACGACUUACCUGGGAUCCACUAGGUACUGUUCCCUCUUUUCACAUCUUCAGACAGAGACUCCAGUUGUUGCCUAGAUGCUUCAAUUAGCUCCCCUAGACAAAGUUCUGCAAUGAAGGACUAGCUUAACUAGCGAAACUUCUCUUGCUUGCCCUUCGGUUAGUCUUCUGAAUGUUUUUGUUCACUUACAAAGAGAACCUAUAAUGUUUGCAUAUUAGAGUGACCUCCACCAGCCCCCCAAAAAGGGCAAUCCUGAUCUGAAAGGUUGGCAAGUUUUGUUUGCAUGAAAGAUACAGCAACCCCUGACGAUCGUAUUGGCCUUCAUUGGGCCUCAUUUGAGAGGUGUAGCUGAUACCCCUCUAGACACAGCACGGGGUCCACAUCUGGUUUACCUUUUUAAUUUGGGAAAAAAUCCAAGUAAUUGCAUUGCAAAAAAAAAUGAAUGAGAACUUAGAUAAACUUCAAUAGCAAUUCCAUAUAGAGAAACAGAUUAAAUGUUCAAUAAAUCUGUAUUCAUGUAAAGAUUAAUUCUUUAAAAUAAAAAACAUACUGACAUCAGAAAAAAAUUAGUGUGACGGGUCCACUGUGCCGCAACUGAGCACACCCGUCCGAACAGCUUCUUCCCACAGCCAAACCACAGAUGUCAGCCCGUUCACGGAGACUCAGUCAGCUAACACCUUUCCCCCAAGAACAGCAGACACACACAACUUGAGGGUAGAACAGAAAACAAUUUUUUCUUAGCCACACCCGAGUAUUUGUAUACAAGUGAAAUCAUUAGUAAACACACAAAGGUUUGGAACAGCAACCAAUCAAACUGGGCCUAAACAAAUAGCCAAUCACACUAAGCCCAUUAAUAACCAAUAGGACACCAUCACAGAACAACUACUUUACAUACACAGGAAAAUAAUUAUCUUGUCUCUCCAUGUUGUGGCUAGGACUAAGUCUGUGCGGUCUAAAUGGCCGCUCCUCACCAGAGCUCAUCCAAACAAAGGAGACCUUGAUGCCCAAGUGACGGCGUACCAGUAUUCCGUCACAACUAUUAUGUUUGUUUGUUCAUAGGCCUACGAUUCGUACAGGGCUAUUCACUAAAAUUGAAUUUUUGAUCAAACAUUGCUCAGCUGGCAUUUUUCGUAAUGUUCCAUUUAGGCCUAACACUUGCAAUUUGUUGAUGAAUUCACAAUUCAGUUUAGUGAAUUACCCUGUAUAUGCUUUCUUGUGCAUGUUUCUAACAUUCCAGCUUUGCAAAACUGUAUUAAAAAAACAAACCCUUUUAGUUUUUUAGAUGAUGCUUGUCCUUUCUUUAUUCCAUAUAUGUAGCUGUUAUUUUUAGGUUUAAAGUGUCUAACGGCUGAACAAGCACAAUGCUUUAAAAUGACUUUAUCAAAGCAAUGGGACUUUUCAGGCAGGGAUUAGAAAUCUUUGUGGUCCACUGACUUUGCCAUCUGAUAACUGACAAAGUGAAGCCCAUGUUAGUAGUACUUUAAUAGUAAUUGUGAUGCGAGUAAAUGUUUUUAAUGUUAUCUGGUGCAACUGGUGAUUGACUAUGCAGAAUUGGGGUGCAGUCCAUCUACCAUAAAGUAUACCAAUAUAUAAAACAGAAGUCAUGGUCUGUGAGGGCUUAAUGUUUUGCUAAAUUAACUAUACGUGUAUUUUAAACCAAAUGUAAUACUUGAAUAAGUAUUAACAUUCUUGGCAGUUUCUACUAACUACAGUAUUCCAACCUGGAAUUACAUUGUAUCUACUUAAAGGACCACUCUAGGCACCCAGACCACUUCAGCUUUAUGAAGUGGUCUGGGUGCCAGGUACCUCUAGGAUUAACCCUUUUUUUUUUUUAUAAACAUAGCAGUUUCAGAGAAACUGCAAUGUUUAUACUGAGGGUUAAUCCAGCCUCCAGAGCCUCUAGUGGCUGUCUCAUUGACAGCCGCUAGAGGCGCUUGCGUGCUUCUCACUGUGAAAAUCACAGUGAGAGCACGCAAGCGUCCAUAGGAAAGCAUUGUAAAUGCUUUCCUAUGCGACCGUCUGAAUGCGCGCGCGGCUCCUGUCGCGCAUUGCCAUUCAGCCGAUGACGUCGCGAGCAAGGAGGAGUACAGCUCCCCGCCCGGCGCUGGAGAAAGGUAAGUGUUUAACCCCUUCCUCUCUCCAGAGCCCGGCGGGAGGGGGUCCCUAGGGUGGGGGCACCCUCAGGGCACUAUAGUGCCAGGAAAACGAGUAUGUUUUCCUGGCACUAUAGUAGUCCUUUAAUUGAUUUACAUGCAUACAUAACCAGAGAUGUGAUUUUAAAUCUACUUGUCCAAGGGAUUAAAGCAGUGGCCCAAUCUACUUGUCUAUCAUGACAACCUACUUGUCUUGACACAAAAUUAAUUCCAUUUACAAAUAUUGCUGAGAGCCCUGCACAUUUACUAUUUGCUUAUCUCUGAACUUCCUCAUAUUAAAUCUGAAUGGAAAAAUGGAGGCAACAAUAGCUGAUUGGGAAUGCUUCUCUAACUCUACUAUAGUCACCACGUGGCAAUUUUUGCCUGAGUUUAGCAAUUUGGAUUUAUUUUGUGAAAGUUUGGAAUUUAGUGAUUUACCCUGAGCUUCUCACAGUCUGCUCUCCCAGAGCCUCUUUCUUUGUCAUAGAGUGUGUGGUUGUGUACUGGCUGUGUGUCGUGUGUGCUAGCUAAAUGUAGUGUGUAUUGGUUAUAUGUAAUGCAUUUGUGUUGUGAGUGUGUGUGCUGAUUGUAUGUGAUAUUUGUGUAUAAUUUAAUUUAAGAAAAAUCAUGAGCUUUUCCAGUCAGUCUAAUGCAACCCAUUGUACAGCGCUACGGAAUCUGAUGGCGCCAUAUAACUAAUAUAAUAAUAAUAAUGAUACCUGUUUAUGUGAUUUCGAUUUGAGAAAGCCAGAGGAGAGGGCGAAAUGCGUCUCGGAGAAUUUACCCAGCAUUUAAUGGACAUUGAUUUUAUUGUUUUAUAAGUCUUAUGUGUAUUUUUAAUACUUAAUUAUUUUUUAUAAAUUUGAUCUUUGGAUCAUUACUAGUCCAUUUGCUGCUAUCUUCACCCUGCUGCUAACUGCUUUGAAAGAAGGUUUUACCCCCCUUUAGUGGGUUACAAGCUGUUCCAACAUGAGCCAGGUAUUCACAAUUGGCUCUAUAAAAUGUGAGCAAUAUAUCAUUUGACACCAAAUUUGUAUCUAUAUCUUGGUUAAAACAUACUACAUUAGAGAGAGAUCUCCUCUUCGUUUCUCCCCAAGUGUUUAAGAAAAGAAAACAGAAAGAGGGAAGGUGUCUCCAUGUGUACACCAAAGCGCUUGAGAUUUGUGCCAGUCCUACACUUGGCUCUAUACUUGUGAGUUUGUUUCUUACAUUUAAGGAUCUAUACAUCAGUUUUGAUAUACAGUACUGCACUAUUGUAUUUUCUCAUCUUUGUUUCAUAUAUUUAAUCUCCGUUUGGGAUACACAAUACCCCUGGGUUGUAGGAGUAAGUAUUAUUUUAGCGCUCCACUUUAGGGAGUUUUUUUCAAGUGGAUUGGUUUUUAUCACCCUUUCUUAAUUCUCCUAUCUACACUCUGUAUACCUGUUUAUGUACUGCUAGUAUAUAUGGUGGGAAGUUUUGGACUUCUAAUACCAUGCCUUCCCUCUGAACUCAAGACUUCUGGGUUGUGAGGUUCGCUGUCUGAGUCCUGCAUAGCAUGCAGCUAAAAUGCCUACCUUUCACCCAACUGAGACUUUCCUGGCAUUUAGUGAGUCUGUGCACGCUAGAAAUAAUGACACACUCUAACUGGAGAGCACUAACACUGCAGAGGUGCAUUCCUCCCUGCUCGGGUACCAACCCCUCCAAAUCAGCCCUGCUGCUUGCCUUAGUGAGGGAUAAUAGAAUCAAAAAAAUCUCCUGUCUUGUGACUGGGACUGCAUUUCCCAGUCAAUAUAAGUUCCACAUACAGCCUGGCAUAACACAUUUACAUAAAUAACACUUUGAGUGCAAAAUAUUUUUUUAAUUUUUUUUUUUUUUUUUUUUUAAUUUUAUAAAACAUUUUUUAUUACUACAUUUCUUUUCAAGUCAGUUUUAUGAAUGAGGAUUCGAUGAUUCUGCAAGAGCCUCCCACUUUCGAAAUUUUUAGAAAUAGGGCCGAGAGAUAGUGAGAUUCGGAGCUGGAACACAUACUUUGGGAUUACAGAGUUUGAUAAUGUUUUGGCUAGCACCAGGGUCCUCUUGGCACCAUAACAACUUCAUUUUGAUGAAGCUGUUAUGGUGUUCGGCGUGUUCCUUUGGAAAGGAAAGUGUUAAGUUACAGUCGAACAAACAUAGCAAAAAGGCCUCUGUCACAAAAUGAGAGCUUGUGGGAAAAGGUUCAGUCAUGCAGGAAUUAAAUGAUCUAUCUAUCCAUGCGGCAGUGGUUUACAGUCUAAGCAUCUAAACUGCUGCAUAUUAAAUUGUUACUAAAAGCACCAUGACCACUUCAGUGAUUUUGAAGUAGUCAUUGGGCUUGGAGUUUGUAUGUGCAAUACUUGCUAUGAAACCUUGAGCUUAGCCCACAAGUUCUGGGCUGGAUUAUAUCAAUUUUGUGCAUUAUUCUUGAACAGAGUUUAAUUCAUUAGCAGAAAGCACUCACCUGAUGCUCUCAGCCAAUGAAUGGUUGAUUAAAUUGGCAUCGGGAUUCUGUAGGUCAGCAGAACCUGGAUUUGCAUCACCUGGCAGAACAGGAGCCUCGGCACAUAGCAGGUACCCAAGUAAGAAGACAACUUUUGCAUAAUGAUUAGCCCCAUUACCUAGUAAUGGUGCUAGUACGCUGUAGUGGUUAUGAUGCUUGCAGUAACCAUUUAAUGUAUUUGUUUUGGUGCAAUAUUACGUACUAAUUUUGGUUCAGUAUCCAGUCCAUGCAGUCUGAUGGAGAAAAGCAAUGCCAUGUUGAGAUAAAGCACUAUUUACAUUGUUCCUUCAGUCUGUGAACUGUUUACAGUUUUUCUGUGAAGUAUCAGUUUGGAGGCAUGUGCAGUAGCCUCACACGUGCUGUAUGUCCUCCAUGCUUUUCUAAUGAGUCAUUCAGUUUGACAUCAGAGUAGGUGGAUUGGUCUGCUGGGAACAGACUGUCUUGGCACUCGAAUGCUUGUAAGUGUUUAUUAUUUAUUUAUUAAAGCAAGCCAUCGUUAGCCCAACCGCUAACUCCCAAAAGGGAUUCUCCAGUACAAGGCAUGUUGGAAGACCACAUUAAUUUAGCUGUAAUCAAAUUAGGCCACAUUCAAAAAACGUCAAUUAGAUAUACUUAAAUAUUUACAUUAUUUUGGGGUGGGGCUUGACUGGCAUGGUGAGUGGUUGCAUACAGCAUGAGCCCCUGGAGAUUUAUCACAAUAUAACCUUUUAAGCUAAUGUUUUUGUUCCAUAAAUCAGACUCCUGAUGACCCUGCUGUUGUACUGCACUCCUGGGGCUACUAAUCUGUGCUUUUGGCACCACUUCAUCUGGUCAGCAAACGGUAGGGCUUGUUGUGACCUACCAAGCAAACGAGAGUGAGGGAGGUGGCCGAUCCCUCUACCCAGAAUCUACUAAGAACACCCUCGAUUUCCCCUCCCCUCUCCGCCGGUGAGGGAUAUCCUGGCACCCUAAGCUACAUCUUUAACCUUGGGACUUGUGCACACCCCAAAUCUGACAGGGCUCAUUGUAGGCAUCUAACAUGGCGACGGAGCUUGACUCUGUGGGGCCUAGAUGGGGUCUAGCAUUCAACGACAUCUGUGAAGCCUCUUGGUAGUGGUUAAGACUCCGUGCAGAAGCCGCGGCACCUCCCAUCUUGCUAAACAAAACGUGAAGGCAGCCAAAGCCACUCCUAGUUACCUCUCGCUGGAACACCCCGCUCUGCAGCAACAUCCAUCUGGUCUUUCUGGCAUGAGGAUUGCUGGGAGAUGGGAUCUCCGAGGCAACCAACGCUUCUGCGACCUAAAGAGGAGACGGAAAAGGCAGCUGCGAAGCAUGUAGCAGUGCCGCUCCCCAUUCUGGUCCAGGGCCCCGACCUUCCAGGGAAAUGCUUCAAGGCAAAUCUGUCUUUCUGCAAGAGCUGACUGGGGCACACUUAGUCUGUCCUGCCGACGCAUUCGGAUGCAACUCCCCGCUGCACCUCUCGUAAUACUCACAAAGCUGGCCUCAAGGAGAGGCAUUGGCUAAGGGACUAGCCAAAUCUAGAGCUCCCCACUUGAGCAACAAUAUGCAACACUUCCACCUCAUCCAAGGUUUCUUAUGUGUGUGAUAUGCCAUACCUCUAUCUUUUUCCUUAACGCACAUGCUUAAGUGCCAGUGCACAACCCCAGUGUAUCAGCUUUACUAUAUAUAAUUUACUCCUGUUACCCUAGAAACCAGUUCAUAAGCUUUGUUUUAUAUCAGUGCAUUUCUGCUUUUACUCUGUUAGCACUGUGUUUUACUAGCUCUCUUAACAAACAAAAAAAGUUCAGUUUAUUGUUUGAUUUUUGAUAUUUUGCAAAUGUCCUUGAUAUAUCUAUGCACGUCAAAAAUAAAGAAUACAUUUUUUUUUUAAAUGUAUUUAUUUUGUAAAAAUCUAUUUCUAAAGUUUAACUAACCAUUUAAUGACUUUGUUGUGUCUGCAUUUUGUUGGAAAGCAUUUGAAUAUUUGGUUGCGGCAUGGAGGUCCUCAGCUUCAGUUGAUACUCUAAGAUGGGUAUCAGUCAUUUGUGACCUUAAGGGCGUAUUGAUUUGGGUUAGGUAGGAGAAUGUAGAUUUGCAGCAAUAAGUGAUUGAAAAGCAAGAAAACAUUUUUUUGGGCAUGUAGCCGAUAACGUGGGUCUUCUACUGCAUUUUUCCAUAUUUCAAUUGGAUUUUUUUUUUUGCAUCAAACAAUGUGCUGGUCUCACGUAUGCUCCCAGCCUGCAUCACAUUUCUAUACCUGUCAGGAGGGCUAGCACGCAUGUGCAACACAGGUAAACGCUGAUCUGCAUCACCAGAUGUGAUGUGGGUAAAGAUUUCUCACAUGGUAGAGCAAUCUGAUAGAACACUGGUCAAUCUGGGAGGAUUAUUUUGUUGAAAUUUAUUUUAUUCUUUGGUAUUUUAAAUCAGGUCUUGACAAAUUUGUUUAAAAUGUAGGAGCCAGCUAAAAAAGUUGGGAUCCAGUUUUUUUCAUCUGGAAAAUUGCAAAUCUUAAGGGGACAUUAAGAAUUAAUGUAGCUUAAUGUAGUUGUUCUGGUGUCUGUAGCCUGGUAGAGAAAAGACAGUGUUUACAUUACUCCCUAGUAACACCUCCAGUGGCAGUCACUGAGACGGCCACUAGAGUCCUGGGUCAGCGUUCUGCAUGGAGGCACUAAAUGAUCCCCAUAAAGGAUCAUUGAUUGUCUCUAAAAGAUGUGCAUGCGCGCACCCCUCCUCCUCCCCCCCCCCAAACACACACACAAGUUUAUAUUUUUAUUUCAAUUUGAGUCCACCUUGCCUCCCUACGUUUGGAAGAGCUGGAGUGGAUGCUUCACCUGGGAUCCAUUCGGGCUGCUCUCUAAUCUUUCUGCAGUUCUUAUCUGCUCCCUUGCGUGCUCUCUGCAGUGAUGCUGGGGCCAGACUGACAUAAUUAGUCUCCUGGCAUCACUAAACCACGCGCGAUGGAGCAGAGCAGAACUGCAGGAAGAUUACUGCUCCCUCGCUCGCCACCCCGUGCUGCUGGCAUCAAUGCUCCGCGGGCGGUCACGUUACCCAAAAAGGCUGACAAAUCCCAGGCGCCAGGGUUACAUUUUGAGUCGCCAUGGCAACCUGGCGCCUUGGUUUUAUCGAGCCUUGUGUUAAAUCUUUUAUAUUUUUAAAAUGAACAAAAUGUAUUAAUAAAGGAUUUGUACAAUUUGGAUUGUCAAAAGGCUGCACUUAAAGGACCACUAUAGUGCCAGGAAAACAUACUCGUUUUCCUGGCACUAUAGUGCCCUGAGGGUGCCCCCACCCUCAGGGUCCCCCUUCCGCCCGGCUCUGGAAGGGGGAAAGGGGUAAAAACUUACCUUUUUCCAGCGCUGGGCGGAGAGCUCUCUGCUCCUCUCCUCCCUCCGCCCCGUCUGAAUGCGCACGCGUGCAAGGCUGCGCGCGCAUUCAGCCGGUCGCAUAGGGCAUUUACAAUGCUUUCCUAUGGGCGCUCUCUCUCUGUGAAAAUCACAAUGAGAAGCACGCAAGCGCCUCUAGUGGCUGUCAAUGAGACAGCCACUAGAGGAUUAGGGGGAAGGCUUAACCCAUUCAUAAUUAUAGCAGUUUCUCUGAAACUGCUAUAAUUAUGAAAAAAAUGGGUUAACCCUAGAAGGACCUGGCACCCAGACCACUUCAUUAAGCUGAAGUGGUCUGGGUGCCUAGAGUGGUCCUUUAAUGACAGGCUACAUGUGACAUGUGGUAGUCUGCAGGUUCUCCACUCCCUACUCCAGUAUCGAACAAUAAUAAAUUCCUGCUGUUAAAAAAACAAAAAACCCCCCCACAAAUUUCAGUCAUUAGCAAUGCUGUGCCACAGAAAUCCCAACUUGUGCUUUUACGCUAGAUGCUGCUUUGUGAGCUGUAACAGACUGAACAGGUUAACAUCUCAAGGGACCUGUUCACUAAACAAUGCAUUGCAGAAUGUUGGGUCAUGCUAAUCAGGCAGUGAUGUUGCACUUGCAUAAUACUUGUGAACUGACAAAUAGAACUAGUCAAAUAGACCAAUCAGCUUACACAAUGUUUAGCAAUAAAUAGCAAAAUUCAAACCAACAUAAUGAGGGCAGGUAAUCUAGCAACUAAAUAGAAUACACAUUUGAAGUAAUAAAACCACCAAAAAACAAAUGUAAAUGCCAUAUGAUGAUGGAUGGCAGAACAUGUGUCUGGUUAUGGUUGUCACACUAGCCUAGAUCUCUCUCUCCUGAAACAAACCUCCGGGCUCUCAUUAGACUUAAAGCAAAUCUGUUACUGUGCAGGUUUAUUUAUUUAUAUUUUUUUGGUACCUCUAUGUCUUUGUUUUCCAGUAAUGUUCGAGUGCUUUUAUUAUUUUUUUUUUUUAUUCUACUGUGCUUUUGACUAUUGGCUUGUACCUGGACUAUUCUGACUUCUAUUUUACUUGACCUUUGGCUUGUCUUACUGUACUGUAGUCCUGCCCUCGGCCUGUCCUGUUUAUGCAAGAUUUUAUGUUAAAUCCAACCAUUCUAAGGUCCGGUAAUACGGUUUAGGUUUUCUGGUGUUCUAUUGUUUGGUUAUCUAAGUUCUGCGUGUUGGAUAUUAGACUAUUCUGACAGUCAUGUGCUAAAUGAAAAUUACAUUUAUAUCAGUUAUUUUGGAAGUUUUGAUUUGUGAUCUUAUCAGAGAGCUAUCUUGGCUUCCAAAGCAACCAAUAGGCAUUGAGGAACAGAUCAAGAAGAGGCAUAAAGAUUAUUGUCCUGAUGGAGUAGUAUUGGCAGGAAGGGUAUUAAAAAAGGAGGCCAAAAUUGAAUCAUAUAAUUUAACAAAUGGAUGACACGAGAACACACAGAUUGCCCAACCCAAAAAUGUAUGUAUAUAAGCAGCUAAACAUGUAUCGUGUCAAUUAAAAUAUAUAUAUGAAAUUACAAAACUGCAAAUUCCUAAGACUGUGAUAAGAGCUUUCAAAGGAGCCAAGUGGACAUCAAAAUUAUAGACGUGGUACUGCAUUCUACUGCGUGUUCGAUAGGGAUAUACCUUUUAAGUAUCAUUAAUACCCAAAUCAAUCUGUAAGCAUAUUGUUGAUAGAUGUGUGUAUUAUUUUAAUUAUAAACUAAGGCAGCAUUAAUCACACAGACUAAAGUAAUUAAAAAAAUAAUUGGGUGUAUAGCCCUUGAAGUCUUCAUUAAAUAUAAAGCAAUGUGAAUAUCGCCUUUUAGAGUCUGUUCUGUACAGUGACUAAGCAAAUGUAUCUAAACACAAAAUUAUCCAAUGAUUAAAGUAGAUGAAACAUACUUAGAAAAAUUAGCAGCUGUCUGCAAUAGAAGAUUAGUAAAACUAAGAGUGUGUAAAGUUUUGAAUGCUCAGUACAGGCAUCUACCACUCUUUAUAAAUAAAAGGAGAACAAAACAAAAUACCAGAGUGUCGGUGUGAAAAUAACAUAUUCCAAGUUUCUGAUAACCCACAUGUAACACUUUGGAUAAAGUGUUGCGUGCUGUAACUUUGUAAGACGACAGGUAGGUAGUGCCAUGAGGUAAGUAACUUACACAACUUCCAACACCAGUAUAUAGAAAAUGAAAUGCUAAAGAGACUGAAAUAGGAAAUGAAAACCAACAGUCUAACUUUUAUGGCCUGAGUGUGGCUUUCAAGUGUCGUGACCUCCGCCCUUAACGCUGAAAUUUUUUACCUAAUUGCUUCAUGCAGAUUAUCAGAUACCUGCUGCAAAUCUAUCUUGGUGACACUUAAGGAGGUUGGUGCCUUGAGAUCCACACUGAUCUCAGCUAAAGUAUAGCGUCCCGGGUCAGAAGAUGGCGAGGGUGAUUGGGAGUCUGUCAGUUCAAGGCGCAGGUUCUCACAUGGCAGUCUCAGAAAAGACUAUACAAACCCUUUUAUCGGGCCAGUUUGUGAACCACCUAUGCCCCUCUUUUGUGUCGGAGGAUGGUCAGGGUGCUUGGUUUACCCCAUUUGGCAUUAGCUGCUGUUUAAAGUGCAAGAAUAUAGUGCUGGCUGUAAUUUAUAGAAUUCAACGAUGUGGAAUGGAGCACACAGCCUAGGCGUCCAUCUAUAAAAAAAUAAUUUGCUUCUGUGAUGUUAAAAUACAGAAUAAAAUAAUGGUACAUUGUGCUUUGAAAGGCGAAUUUCACCCUGAUGAUUUAUAUAUAAAUUUAUAUAUAACCAUGGACGCCGCUAACAAAUCAGGGAAGUACCAAGACACUGAACGUGUCAUUCACUUUUAUUUUUAGCUUACUAGAGCUGAGCAUUCUAUACCAUAUAUACCAGGUUGUUUUCCAGUAUUUAGUUUUGGACCUACUUUGUCUAGUUGAAAUUUCGUAUUUUAGUUGAAUAUUGGUUGGUCGUAACCAGACUGCUUCUGAUAUGGAGUGGCCUAAUUCCUUCUCCAAAGCUUUGGAGAAGCGAUCUAUUUAUAGCUGAUUAUAGACCAUAGAUAUUGGUUUCUCCCUCAGUAAUUGAGCUACGCAUAACUUCUCGAAAUUGGUCAGCGGUUUCCCAUUCACAAUAAAGGAUUGUAGUUUCAAAAAAUUCAGUAUCCAAGAUCAUAAUUGAAUAUAAGGAAAUCUUGAAGUACUGGGCGAACGUAUACUUUGUUUCCAAUUGUGAAAACGAUAAGUUUAUUUUAACUAAGAAAAUAUAUAAAUUAUCUAACCCAAGUCCAAAAAUUUUAAAAUCGGGAAUCCUAAUCUUCAAAAACUUUAAUGGGAUAGCUUAAGAAACUGGAUGGCGGCUGCACAGAAGAUCCCUAUAUUUAUCCCAGUUAGACAUUGUCAAUCUAGUAGUUGGUAAAGAAUCAGAGGUUUUAAGUCUAUUCAUUGCCAAUCAUACUCAAGCCUCAAGACCAGGAAGCUUCUAAGUAUGUCCACUAUGGUAUAUUAGGUACUUGGUGAGCAUAUACUAUACUGGAUAAAAUCGCAAGUAUAUAGCAAGUAUAAUAGUAGGUAUGAGCAUUUGGAAGGUUCCUACCCCCCACGUGUCUUUCCCUGUAUAAUGUAUUUAUUGUUAUACGAGGGCAUCUACCAUUUCACACACUUUUUUUUUUUUUUUAAUAGAUUCUUGAAGUGAUUUAAAAAAUAAUCCAUUCCAAUUUUAACACCUCAUAUGUUAUGAUUAGAUCUCAUGGCUAGAGGUUUCAAGGCUUAUAUAUAUAAUAAGGGGGAAAGAGGACAACCCUGUCACAUCCUGGUUGUGAUUACAUACGUUCAGGCAAAAAACCUGCAUUAAAUACUUGAGCGGAUGAAUUGCUACAUAAUGCCUAAUAAAGAAAUUGUGGAGGAAAUGUAAAAAUUUUCAAACACACUAUGUAAAAAUUGCCAUUUCAAUAUGAUGCAUUAUAAAGGGUGUUUGGCUAUUUUUGCUUAAAAUUUGAAAUUCACUUAGAAUUACCAGCAAUUCUAACUUUAGUGAAUAACCUUGUUAAUGUAGCCUUUCAUUUGUUUGCAUUAGCUUUUUCAUUUCUUUUGCUCUGUCAGUGCCACACAAUUGUAAGCUCCAUCUUGUGUCCCGCCUGCUUUCUGAUUUUCAUAUGGUCAGUCUUGUGUGCUGUGACAUACUUUGGGACAUAGCAUUGCAUUUUUGUCAAAUUUUUAACUCACAAAUAGAUGAGCCGACUUGUUUCUCAAUAAGGGUCGGGCAGAAAAAAUAUUCAAACUCAUAGAAUGCAUGAAGUUUUAGUUUGGAGUUUGGAAUGUGACCAUUUUGAAAGCUUAUUAUAGAUAGUUAAGUGAAACAAAUCAUAUUAUAUCAUGUAAUGCUCGACUCCUCUUUUUACUUUUCUUUUUAGGUUCAAGGAAAAUCGAAAAGACGACAUCUGGCUUGUUGAUGUAAGUAUUUUAAAAUGCCUUACGUGCAAGAUUAUUCUUUGAAUUGAUAAUUCCCAGGAAUGAUUAUAAUUAUUAUUAUUUUAUUAUCUAUAUAGCUUCAGCAAAUUCCAUAGCGCUGUACAAUGGGUGGACUAACAGACACGACAAGUUGGAUGCAUAAGAACAGAGGGGCUGAGGGCCCUGCUCAAUGAUCUUACAUUAAUGCAAAGUAAAUUUCAAAUUCAAGUUCAAGAUAGUUGAACUGGAUUCAGUGCUGUCUUGGAGAUUAUUUUCAGUUCAGCUAUUUUGACCUUUGGCUUGAAAUUCACAUUGAACUUUUAACAUUUCUUGUCAGUGUGUCCUUUAUUUUUAUAUUCAGUGAUUGCUACCAGUAUUACAUGUUUGAAAUGUGUUUUUUUUUAUUGCAGUAAACCCAGUGGUUGACUCAAGGUGUAAUCUAAGAAGCCUAGCAUCUGCAUGUUGUUUCAGUUAUGAUGCCAGUAGGCUGCCGGCAACUUAUCCUGGUUCUGCGACAAUUUUGAGCAGUUUAACCAGUGCCUCGGUCACUGAGGCAUAUGUCAGUGCCCUCAUUAACUGAAUUGUUAAUACAGAAGUUAUACUUCCAAAUUGGCAAUUCCAAUUUUGUCCAUAUUUGGGCAACAUUGAUAAAUAGUACAUGUCCGCUGACAAACUUGACCCAUCACAAACAGCAGUGAUAGGCUGAACAUUUCAGCUGACAUGCUCUGCAAAUCAAUGAUGUCCAUUAUGGAUGUCCAUUAUGAAUGAAAUUGAUAUUGAACAACUUCUUACAAAUAUGCAAGUAGGACCUGGGCAGCAGGAAAGUGGAAACAUCCGGUUUUGGUCAUACUACUCAAACUGUUUGAUCCAGAAUCGUUGCCUAUAGCCAUUAGCCCCAUAAUCACUACAACUGCAUGUAGUGGUUAUAGUGAUUAAACACAACUCUGUCUAUCUUGACAGCCACGAGGCAUGCUUCUGCUGCAAUUACAUAGUUAGAUGCCGUUAUUCAAGCAGUGCUUGCCAUAGAGAGCAUGUGCACUAACCUCCCAGAGUUUUCCUAUUGGGAAGCAUUGCAUUGGCUGAGAUCAUCAAGAUUGAUAAUCUCGCCCAAGGAGGCAAAACAAGUGUACCAUAGGACAUAAGGUAAUCAAACCUUACAGUAUAAACCUUUUUUAAACCCUUACAUACAUGUUUGUAUUCCUAAUGCUCUAGUUCUCUUUUAACCCUUUUGUGUUAAUUACAGCAAAUAUUUUGAAUACAAGCAACAUAUGCAUUGUAUUGAUAUUAUGUGGUGCCUCAGAAAUACCAGAUAGCUUCUUUUUAUGGAACGGUACUAUAGUCUGUCUGAAAGUCUUCCAGUUAUCAUAUAUAGGGUCCUCAAUGGGCUCAAUCCUGAACCAAGACAACGUAAAAGUUGCAUUCAUCUGGCACUAUAAACUGGUGACACUACAAGAAGUGUUCUCGUGCCAUCAUUCCUGAUUUUGUUAUAUAUUUGUAAGAGAAAAUAAUUUAAGCUUAAACUGCUUGGCUAAACCGUUUUACUUAUAUGGCAAUGUGCUAUAGUUUAUGAUGUUCUCUGAACUCUGUUCCAGAUAUUUGCACUUGUUUGCUGAUGCACCAUUUAAUGCAAAUUAUGGAAAAUACAAAUGAUACCUUUUUAUCAGGAAUUAUUUCUACUUCUCAUGUACCAAUCUUAUGGAAUUUCCAACCAUAAAGGACAUAUUCUCACAGAAGGGUAGUUUUUAAUACAAUGCAAGUGGAAAUCAUUCUUUGGUCCAUCUUUAAAGUGAACCUGGCUUGACCGUUGACGUUAUAACCGCUCCUUACUAUAAAAUACAAUUGAUAUGCUUACUUUGUGAAUUGUUAUAUUUUUAUGUAUUUUCUAGCUUUCGUGAUAAUGUAUUAGAUGAAAUUUUAAUGCUAUAUAAUAUAAGGCUUCUCGAGGGCUGCACCGUUCCUGUGGAACUCGCUUCCCUCCUCCGUUAGAUGCUCACCCAGUCUCCACUUCUUCAAAAAAUCGUUAAAAACCCACUUCUUCAUAAAAGCGUAUGAAUUAAACUGUUAAUAGCUCCUGACUGAUUCCUCUUCUGCAACUGUCACUAGUCUAAUACUAUCCUUACCUUUUUGUGUCAUUUUACCCCACUCCCUCUAGCAUGUAGGCUCAUUGAGCAGGGCCCUCAAACCCUCUGUUCCUGUGUGUCCAACUUGUCUGAUUACAACUACAUGUCUGUUCGUCCACCCAUUGUAAAGCGCUGCAGAAUUUGACGGCGCUCUAUACAUAGAAACACAGAAUGUGACGGCAGAUAAGAACCAUUCGGCCCAUCUAGUCUGCCCAAUUUUCUAAAUACUUUCAUUAGUCCCUGGCCUUAUCUUAUAGUUAGGAUAGCCUUAUGCCUAUCCCAUGCAUGCUUAAACUCCUUACUGUGUUAACCUCUACCACUUCAGCUGGAAGGCUAUUCCAUGCAUCCACUACCCUCUCAGUAAAGUAAUACUUCCUGAUAUUAUUUUUAAACCUUUGUCCCUCUAAUUUAAGACUAUGUCCUCUUGUUGUGGUAGUUUUUCUUCUUUUAAAUAUAGUCUCCUCCUUUACUGUGUUGAUUCCCUUUAUAUAUUUAAAUGUUUCUGUCAUAUCCCCCCUGUCUCGUCUUUCCUCCAAGCUAUACAUGUUAAGAUCCUUUAACCUUUCCUGGUAAGUGUUAUCCCGCAAUCCAUGAACCAGUUUAGUAGCCCUUAUCUGAACCCUCUCUAAGGUAUCAAUAUCCUUCUGAAGAUACGGUCUCCAGUACUGUGUACAAUACUCCAAGUGAGGUCUCACCAGUGUUCUGUACAAUGGCAUGAGCACUUCCCUCUUUCUACUGCUAAUACCUCUCCCUAUACAACCAACCAUUCUGCUAGCAUUUCCUUCUGCUCUAUUACAUUGUCUGCCUACCUUUAAGUCAUCAGAAAUAAUCACCCCUAAAUCCCUUUCCUCAUAUGUUGAGGUUAGAACUCUAUCAAAUAUUCUGUACUCUGCCCUUGGGUUUUUACGUCCAAGAUGCAUUAUCUUGCACUUAUCCACAUUAAAAUGUCAGUUGCCACAAUUCUGACCAUUUUUCUAGUUUACCUAAAUCAUUUGUCAUUUGGCUUAUCCCUCCUGGAACAUCAACCCUGUUACAUAUCUUAGUAUCAUCAGCAAAAAGACAUACCUUACCAUCAAGACUUUCUGCAAUAUCACUAAUAAAAAUAUUACAUAUAAUAAUAAUAAUAAUAAUAAGGCAAGUUGUGUGUACCAUGACUGGUAGACAUUUAAUAUAUUGUAUUAUUCACUACAGUAAAUUGGAUAGUAUGUGUAAACACAAGAAACCAAUACAUUUAGCCUUUUGCACUGUGAUUUUUGUACAAAUCGUUCACUUUCAGACUAUCUUUCUAUAGACUAAAUCUUUACAACCAGCUUUAAAUCACAACUUACAAACAAGAUACUUAUUGGUAUUAUAUACACUCCAGACUUAGUCGGAGUCUACAACAGAUUUUCAGAUACCAAAAAUCUCUGUUGGCAGGUUACUGAAAGGGACAAUAUAGUCACCAGAACAACUACAGCUUAAUGUAGUUCUGGUGAGUAUAAUAGCUCCCUUCAGGCAUUUUCAUGUAAACACUGCCUUUUCAUAGGGACACCUCCAAGUGGACACUCCUUAGAUGGCCGCUGGAGGGGCUUCCUGGCUCAGGGCUGCACAGUAAGUAUCCCUGCCGUUCAGCAUUCCCAUGCUCUGCAUGGUGACGCUGUAUUUUCCCCAUAGAAAUGCAUUGAUUCAGUGCAUCUCUAUGAGGAGGUCCUGAUUGGCCAAAAUAGUAUUUGGCCCCGCCCAGUGCUGAUUUUAGCCAAUCCAAUGCUUUCCCAAUGGGAAAGCAUUGGGUUGGCUAAAAAUCUGCCGUUUUGAUGGUCACAAAGGGGGCGAUGCCAGUGCCUGCGGACCUAUGUGGCGCUGGAAAUAAGUUUUUAAACUUUUAUAAGGAAUACAUGUUUGUGUUUCUGAACCUAUAGUGAUCCUUUUAAAGUAGUAAGCUAAACACCAUAACCACUGCAGUGUACCAUAGUGGUUAUGGUUAUCAGUAUUUAUUUCCUUUAUUCGUCUGUAUGCUAAGUAACUGUAUGUUUACUCUAUGUAACAGUUUUAUGCACCAUGGUGUGGUCAUUGCAAGAAACUCGAGCCUGUUUGGAACGAUGUUGGUACUGAAAUGAGAACUAGUGGCUCACCCGUGAGAGUGGGAAAGAUGGAUGCUACUGUACAUUCUGGUAAGUGCUGCCCAUUAACAUUUAUGUCUGGGGGAAAUCCUUCAACAACUAAAUUUGUUCUGCAUCUGCCUCUUAUAGAUGUUUUUUAUGUAAACACAUGCCUAAAAUAUGAUGUUCCUUGAUGUCUGUGCACAUUGUAUAUGUUUUUGGAAUGAUUUGUUUCUCUCGGGCCAUAAACCAGACAUUUAGGAGGAUUUCUUUCCUUUCAGCAUUCACAAAUGCCCCCUACCUACCAUUGCUUCUCUAUGACAAGCUUUGAGUUGGUCGGGAAAUCAUAACUAGUGAUGAUCAUUGGAGACAGAGAAACCUUCCAACGUUUGAAUUGAUUGGUUUUUGUUUCUUUGAUUGGAGAUUUUCUUUAAAGGACCACUAUAGUGACAGGAAAACAAACUAGUUUUCCUGGCACUAUAGGGUCUUUAGGUCCCCUCACGCCGGGCUCUAGGGUGCUGAAGGGGUUGAUCACUUACCUUUCUCCAGCGCCGGGCUCCCUCGGCACUGGGGAACUUUCCUCCCUGUUUUGACGUCGGCACUGAAUGCGCAUGCAUGGCCAGAGCCCUGCGCGCAUUCAAUCAGUCCCUAGGACAUUUCUCAAUGCUUUCCUAUGGACGUCAGCAUCUUCUCACUGUGAUUUUCACAGUGAGAAGCGCGGAAGCGCCUCUAGAAGCUGUCAGUGAGACAGCCACUAGAGGCUGGAUUAACCCUAAUGUAAACAUAGCAGUUUCUCUGAAACUGCUAUGUUUACAGCUGCAGGGUUAACUCUAGAUGGACCUGGCACCCAGACCACUUUAUUGAGCUGAAGUGGUCUGGGUGCCUAUAGUGGUCCUUUAAGGAUAACCUUUUGCUAAAUCAAAACCUUCAAUCUAUGCAGUAUGCAACAAACCUGUGCCAGAUAUAUAAAAUGUAUAGAUUUUUUUUGUGUUGCAAUGUAGCCUUACUAAAGAGGUUUAUAGAUUUGCAUAGACUUGUUGACAUACCUACAGUAUGUUACUGAAAUAUAGAGACAAGAACCAGUGAAUGGAUGUUUUUCUGGGUGAUUAAAAAGAAAACUAGUUUCCUAAACAUCUAUUUUUUUCCUUCUGCUGUGAAAGUGUAAAGCCCAGCAAGAAAGUUUUUUAAUAUUUAAAGGGAAAAAUAAAACCAAAGGCCUGUUUGUCAUUAAGUUACCGUAGCAUAUCUUAAAUUUACAUUGUGACAAACUGGCCUACAAUGAAGCUUAGAAUACAACUUAAAAAAUGGAUGGGAUGGAGUAUUAGCUUUUCCUGUGUGUCCUGUGACAAGAACAAAGAACCCCUGGGGAUAAUUAGCUCAACCUAAUUCACAUCUCUCAGUCAAGUCUCAGGUCUCCCAUUUCACAUUGGACAAGUGUUGUGUGCUGUGGUAUUUAAGAGAACCUGGGAACUCCAGAUUAAAAAAGUGAUUCAACAAGUUGCCAUCAAGAAAGGUGUUGUCUUGUCUCUUUCUGAGGUCUUGGUAUCCAUGCAAGUUCAAGUCAUGCUGACCCACUAAGAAACCAUAUUAAUUGAAGUGUAACAAGGUAGUUAGUAUUAACAUACUAACUAGCCGGAACAUACAACCACAGUAUGUCCUGGGUUGUCUGUGAGUCUGCUACCAAGCAAAUGUAACCUUAGGUUUUGCUGAUGAUACCAAGAUAUGUAACAGGGUUGAUGUCCCAGAAGGGAUAGACCAAACGGUAAAUGAUUUAGGUAAACUAGAAAAAGUCAGAGGUGUGGCAGCUGACUUUUAAUGUGGAUAAGUGCAAGGUAAUGCAUCUUGGACGUAAAAACCCAAGGGCAGAGUACAGAAUAUUUGAUAGAGUCCUAACCUCAACAUCUGAGGAAAGGAAUUUAGGGGUAAUUAUUUCAGAUGACUUAUAGGUAGGCAAACAAUGUAAUAGAGCAUAUAUAUAUGAAGGGUACUCUGGACAUCAAGUGGAAAAGAAAUACAUUACUAAUGGAUAAACCCAUUCCAGCAACCCCCACGGAUAACUACAAAACGUUUACAAAACUAUUGGCCUACUCUGUUACAGGACCUUAUUCUUGGUCCUACUUUAUCCUCCAAACCGACAGUUAUUUAAAAAAAAAAAAAAAUAGAAAUGUCAAAAAUAUGUUGGCUCCCAGCUACUCCCUGAAAUACAUAUUCAAAAUGGUAACCCUACCCAUCCAGGAAUUUUUAGAGGUUGUUGCUCAUGUAAAGCCUGUAAUACAGUAUCAAUUGAUAGGAUCAGAACUUUUUCAAGUUUCAUAACAGGUGAUGUGUUUCAUAUCAAAUCGGAGAUCAAUUGACACACGAACUAUGUAUUUGCUGCAAUGUCCGUGUGGCAAACAGUACAUAGGGCGUACAAAAAGAACCUUUAAAAUAAGGAUACUUUAACAUCUCAACAACAUUAAAAAGAAUCUUAGGACCCACUCUGUUCCAAUUCCUUGCAACUCCUGCCCCCUUUAUUCAUUCAAAAAUUUCCGUUGUGCAGGGAUUGAAAGAGUCCUACCACACUGGCGUGGAGGGGAUAGACUUAACAAGUUAGCACGACGUGAAACCUUUUGGAUUCACAAACUUCAAACCCUCGAAUCUAAAGGGCUCAAUGCGGUCAUAGAUUUGGGUUGUUUUUUGACCGGACAAACUGUUUAAUGUCUGUAUAUUUCAAACUUGACCCUCUUUAGUCAGGGUUUAUCUCCUUUGAUUCAUUUUUAUACUUUGAUACAGCAGAUAUUUACUCAAACAUUCGUCUUCUCUUUGAAUAAACAUUAAAUGUUCAAAUAUCCUUUUGGAUUAAAUCUUUAAUAUGUCUUUUCUCAAGAUAAGUACUAUAUGUUUCAAAUCUCUAGAUAUCUAUUUUGGACCUAAAUUGUCACAUUUAACUCAUUUCUAAACAACUGGUAUGUGUGCUAAACUCCCUUUACAGAGAACUUGUUAUAAUUUUUGUGGAAUAUAAUAUUAAUACAUCAUAACUUGUUUCCAUUCAUAUCUCUAGUGUGUGUCACUUAUUCUAAUAAUGAAUUCUACUUUUACACAAAAUGGAUAUUACACUUUUAAAUUUUUUUUUAUUGUUGACAGAAUGAAAUUACAUAGUUGCGUUAUUACAAUAUUUUAGACAUUGUACCGUACACCAAAAGAUACAGAUCGGAAGCGGGAGUCCUGUACAGUUUUGCACUGUAAAAGGUUUGUUUCCCUUUUUCCCCCCAUUCUGUUUUCCCACCUCCCCACUCCCUUCCAGUUUACUUUAUUACUUUGCUUUGUUUUGUCUUGCGUUAGGGUGUGUGUGUGUGUGUGUGUCCCAAGGCGUGGUUUUGUGAGUUACGUAGGAUAGUGAGGUAUAACUUUGAGACUCGCAGGUCUCUGCGUUCCAAAUGUGUAUGCGGAUCUACAGCGUGCUGUGUGUGUAGGUUGAUAGGGGGUCUAAAUGCGGUUCGUGUGGGACAAGUUUUAUGUCCAAGUUCGUCGCGGUAGGUAUGCGUUGCCAAGCGGAUGCGUUGGCGGACAUCGGGCCGUGCGUAUGGCUUGUAUAAAGUUUAGCUGGGCCUUCCCACUGGUCCGUUUUGUGAGCGUGGUGGUUAGGUGUUGUGUUGAGGAAUGGUUUGUGUGAUAUGUGUCCCUGUUUCUAGUACGCUAUCUUAUAUGGCUAUGGAUGUUGUCAUCACUUCUUGCAGCAGAGCCUACAGUUCGCGUGAUUUCCCGUACGUGAUUCCUUAGUUGCGUCAGUGAUGUGUGUAUCAGUGACCUCGUAGUAUGCGUUUGGAGUGGGUUUAAGAGGUUGCGUGUCUUUUGCGUUGUAUGAGCGUAAGCUCUCCUCUCUACACUUUUCGGUGCUGGAAUGUGUAACAAGGCAUGGUAUGACUCGUGUUUCCCGAGGGGGUCCGAACAUUCCUCAGAUCCCGUCAGAGUGUUCAUCUUUUUAGGAUUUCAGAGGUCAAUAGUUCUUUUGCGUGGUGAUGCAUCUCUCCGAUCCCGUCUCCCCGGGCCCGGGGUCCGUCCAAUGAAAUAGAAGAGAAGAAAGAAAAAAAAAAGGGAGGGGAAGAGGAGGGGGAGGGAAGAGGAGGGCUUACGGGUGGGGUGGACUGUUUCUGGUGGAAUCUGCAUCUGAUGUUGCCCCGUCAGUGGGUUCGGGGGCGUCACCUGCUUGUCUGUAGCGGGUGAUGUAGAGAAACCAUUGGAGCCACAGUUCUGUGUGUUUCGUUGCACGACCCGUCAGGGAGGCGUGUAUUUCUUCUGCUCCGUGGAUGUCUUCUACUCUGCGGAUCCAUUCUUUCUUAGUUGGUACAUCGCUUUUCUUCCAGUGUGCCGGUAUGUUAGCUUUGGCCGCGUUUAGUAAGUGACGUAAUAUAGAUCUUUUAUACGUCCGAAUCGAUUGUGUCGUUAUGUGUAGGAGGGCUAGUUCCGCGCUCCAUUCCGGGAUAUCGCCCAGAAUGUCAGUCACAGUGUCCUUAAUCAUUGCCCAGUAUGGGGUAAUGUCUCUGCAUUCCCACCAUAUAUGUAUCAAAGUGCUGCGUUCUGCCUGGCAUCUCCAACAAGUCGGGGUGGUUGAUGGGAAGAUCUGGUGUAGGAGGGAUGGCGUUCUGUACCAGAGGGAGAGCAGCUUGUAAUUUACCUCUUGGUAGUAUGAGCUCAUAGAGCUUUUUUGCUGCCAUAGUAAUGCCGAAUCCCAUUGUGAGGGUGUGAGCGUCUUUCUAAGUUGUCCUUCCCAUUGGCGGCGGAAGGUGGAAGCCUGGGUUGUGCCUCCGAUAAGUAGGUGUUGGUAGAGUGCUGCUAUGGCAUGGUCUAGUGUGGUGCCACUGUCACAGAGGCCCUCAAACCAGGUGAGGUCUCUGUGCAAGCGGUCUUUAUGUGGCAUUGUGUCAUGGUAGUGUUUUAACUGUAGAUAUCUAAGCACCAUGAGGGGGGUCCUUGGAUCGUCACCUAAUAAUGCAGUUAGGUCCCGGACUCUGCCACCGUCGAGGGCUUUGUGAAUGGGGAUGUAGUCCCUCUCACUCGGGAUGGGCCAUGCACCAGGUGGGAGGCCACCUCCCAAGGCCACGUUAUGAGUGAGUGGAAUCAUCGGGCUAGGGGUGGGCGAUAUAUAGCUCUGGUCUCUCAGCGAUCUCCAACCGGUGAUUGAUUGUGUUAUCAGCCCCUCAUUGUUUUGGGCCGCCGGGCCUCUCGUCGUCCCCCAUAUCCUCAUUUCCAGUGUUGGUCCGAUAAGGCCUUUAUCGAGCUCUACCCAUUGUUUCGUUGUGGGUUCCUGGUGCCAAUCCAGUAUCCGUUGCAUUACCGUGGCUUGGUGAUAUUUCUUGAUGUCUGGUAGAGCUAGUCCACCAUGGUUCCUUGGGCGGCAGAGUAUGUCAUGUCGAAUUCGCGAGCGUUCCCCUCGCCACACAAAUUUAAUUAUCGCCGUUUUCAGGGCGGAGAAGAAGGUCCCUGGGAUGGCUAGUGGGAUUGUUUGCAUGAGCUAUAGGAUUCUCGGCAGUAUGUUCAUCUUGAGGAUCGCAACUCUUCCAUGCCAGGUUACAUGCGGGUACGACCAUCUAGCCAAGUCCGCUAAAAUUUUUCAGGAGGGGAACGAAGUUGAGUCGGUAUAUGUCUUCUGGGUCUGUGGUCACCCAGAUACUUCAUCCGUCCGUAGCACCAAUGAAAAGCGAAUUGCGAGUCCAGGGAUAUGUAUUCUUCUGUGGGGAUCGUGAUGUUCAGGACCUCACAUUUUGAGAGAUUGAGUUUAAAGCCCGAGAUUUUCCCGAAUUUGUCGAAUUCGGAGAGGAGGCACGGCAGAGUUGUUCUAGGGUUCUGUACAAAGAAUAGGAGGUCAUCCGCAUAUGCGGCCACUUUAUGGUUUGUUCCUUGCCAGCUGUAUCCUUGAAUGUUUGGGUUUAGGCGUAUCUUCUGGAGCAGUGGUUCCAGGGUCAUAGCGAACAGGAGUGGUGAUAGUGGGCAACCUUGACGGGUACCAUUGUUGAUUGUGAAGUCUGCUGUCGUGGCCCCGUUGACUCUCACGUUUGCAUGCGGUUUGCUGUAGAAAGCGGAUACCCAUGCGAGUAGUCUCUGUCCGCAUCCCGUGUGUUGUAGGGUGGUCAUCAUGUACGACCAGUCGACCCUGUCAAAUGCUUUUUCCGCAUCCGUAGAUAAUAAUAGCAUCUUAGUUUUUGUCUUCCUUGCGUGUUGUUGGAUUGAGAACAGUCGUAAUGUGCUAUCUCUGGCCUCUCUGCCCGGGAUGAAGCCUGUCUGGUCCGCGUGUAUCAAUUCUGGAAGGGAGUUGUUGAGCCUGCUCGCUAUGGCUUUCGUGAUUAAUUUGGCGUCUACAUUAAGCAACGAUAUGGGACGAUGGCUACCGCAAAGCAAUGGAUCCUUUCCUGGCUUGAGCAGGACCGUGAUGGUCGCAGCCAAGGAUUCCGUGCCCAGGUGUCCUCCGUCCCCCACCGCGUUGAUUGCUUUAGUUAGCCAUGGUAUCAGGAGGUCAGGGAAGCUCUUAUAAUAUCCAGUUGAAAAACCAUCUGGUCGCGGUGCCUUGCCUGAUUUGGACGCUUUCAGUGCCGCUGCAAGCUCCUCUGUGCUGAUUGGUGUGUCGAGUGCCGACGCUGAUUCUUGGUCAAUCGUUUUGAUGAUCGUGUCAGAGAGGUAGUCUCUUAUCUGAGCGGUUCUUCUUUUGUCGCUCGUUGUCCUCGUGGGUGGGCUUAGGUUGUAAAGUGUUUCGUAGUAGGUCCUAAACUCAUCGGCGAAUUUUUUAUUUUGUAUUUUUUUUUUUUUGUGGAUAGGGGGUCACUUCUCCCGAGGAGAGACGGAGUUUGCAUAUUUGUCUACGGGGCGUAGGGCCUUUUAAUAAUCUAGCCAGGUAUUUCCCCCCUUUAUUGGUGUGUGCGUAGUAAAAACCUUUCAUGCGUUGUAGAUUUCGGAGAUGCUUUUUUAUGAUGAGUCCUUUAAGUGCCCUUCUGUGUUCCAUCAGUUCCCCGUAUAUUUCGUGUAGUUGGGAUCUUUUGUGCUGAUUUUCCAGCUUCGAUAUCUUUUGGUAUUGGUUAGUCAUCUCGAUCAUAUUCGCUUUCCGUUUUUGCGAGGCAAUGCGGAUGAGUGCUCCGCGAACGACGCUCUUAUGUGCUUCCCAUAUGGUUAUCGGGGAGACCUCUGGUGUGUCAUUGUCUCUGAAGUAGUGUUCUAGCUCUCUGGUUAUUUGUUCUCUGGUAGUCGGAUCAAGUAGGAGAGCCUCGUUAAGUCUCCACGUCCACGUCGUUGGGCGAAACAUGGGGGACUCCAUCUCUAGUCUGACCGAGCCAUGGUCUGACCAUGUAGACGGGUCGAUGUCCGCUUUGAGUAAGCGAGCGAGUCCCUCCUGCGUGAUGAAGAGGUAGUCUAUGCGAGAGUAGCGGUUGUGAAGAGCGGAGUAGUAAGUAUAAUCUUUCACCGUUGGGUUGAGUGUUCUCCAGCCAUCCACCAGUCUCAGGUCGAUUUUCGGAUCAACCGGAUGUUGCUUUGUGAAAUACUACUAUGUCCCGACGAUGAGUCCAAGAUUUGGUCCAAAGGUACGUUAAAAUCCCCCCCCUACGAUUAAUAUGCUAUCCGUGAAUUCUUCUAGUAUGUGCAGCGUGUUUCGGAGGAAGGGUACUUGUCUUCCGUUGGGAACGUAGAUGUUUGCCAGGGUGUAUAUCCUGUCGGCUAUGAUCCCCUUUAAGAAGAGAUACCGUCCGUGUGAAUCUUGUGUUCUCUCAAGUUCUUUGAAUUCAAGCUCGGCUGCUAAUAUUAUGGCUGUACCCGCUUUGUGUGACGUCGAAUGAUUAGAGAAAUAGUUGUUCGGGUAGUGUUUAUUUUGUAGCUUAGGUGCCGUGCCUUCUUUGAAGUGGGUUUCCUGGAUCAUGGCCACUGCUAUAUGCUUUUGUUUCAGCUCCCUCAGCAGAUGGGUUCUGCGUUCAGGGAUGUUGAGGCCUCUGCAGUUCUGGGUGAGAAUCCUCAGAGGUGUGUUUCGGUAGGCCAUUCUCGUGGUAUAGACUGAGUGUUCCCUUAAGUCCGAAUUGUAUGAGAAAGGGGAAAGGAAGGAACGAAAAAAAACCCCCAAAAAACGUGGGGGGGUGGGGGGGAAGGAGUGAAGGGGUAGUACUUUAGUUUUCAAAGACUGUAUUCCAAGCCCGGGGCACCGUGGAUUGGGACCAGUCAAGACCUGUUGUGGUGAUAGAAAGAAGUGUGCCCGGGUUGUGGUUUUAGUAUAUGAAUCGGGUGAACCCGGGUUUAGUUCCCUUAUGGGGAGACAAAGAUUAUAGAUCUCGUGCUGCAGACAGCACUAGUGGGGCCUCGCCUCGGUACCCGCCCGGGGGUCGAGAGCGCCUUUAGCCUGUCUGCACUACUCUUAGCACGAGUAAGUGUGUUGGGAAACGCGAGUCAGGCUCCGCCCAAGGAUGUAAUCAACUCAAGAGUGGGAUCGUCCACCCCACCGGACCCUCUUUGGGUAGUGUCGUGCAAGGCUAAUUCUCCUGUGUUUGUGGGACGUGCCUUGUGGUUUCGAUUAUGUAUCUCUAUGGCCGAGGCAAUGUCCCCGGCAUCGUUGGUUUCAAUAUCCCCCCCCCCUCGCCCCAGUGUCCCUUGCCUCGUCUACAUGCCCCCUGGGAUGGUGAGCUCCCCUCCGUGCCCGAGGUGGUCUCUACCUUCUGCUCCUGGAAGCAGUGUGUUCUACUCUGUAGUGUGGUGUAUCGGGGUGGGUGUGCGUGGUGGUUUUACCAGUGACGACGCUAGUGUUAAAACUUAGGCCAAAUAUGUGUAUUCAGUUGUUGUUGUUGGCCUUCACUAUCUGUCUUCUCGAUGGUAGGUGAUUAUCCACACCCCUGGGAGGUUUCUGUCGGUCUCUCUCUAACUUAAUGUCUGACCAUUAAAGGGGGGUACAUAGCGAGGGGUGUAUCCAUGGCAUAUGUACAUGAUGUGGACAACAAUAACAUAGCAUAACAUAACAAGUUUCAACAUUUCAACAUUGCUUUAUCGACAUCACCCGAUAUCCCCCAUAUGACCCCUUGACCGUCAACAGCUGCCCAGCCUCAAUGUGAGUCCCCAGUGUUCCCCACUUGUCUUCCGUCAUGCGUGGAGUGGGGGGGGCGGCCCCCCAAGUGUUGAGUUGUGGGGUGUCCCGGGUCAGUGGCCCUCGUCACCUUGUGUUUCCCUCUACGUGUAGCCGUAAGGGCCCCUUUGAUCAGUGUGGUAGUAUACGAUAAUUGGCGGUACCGGUCGUACGUCGGCAAGUCGUGUGUGGUGAGGCGUGUCGUCUUGCACUCCUUACUCACCUGUCAACCCCCUCCCCCUGGUCACAGUCAUAGCUUAUGAUUUGUCGUAGGGGUAGGUGCUAUUUAUAUUGUUCAAUGUGCUUCCUCUUCCAAAGUCCACAUGCCCGGUAAUAUGCUUGUAAACAUUACGCCUUCAUUCGGCAUCAUGAGUGUUGGGGAUCCAGGGAAGAGGAUUAGUGCCCAGUUCGCCACGGUAUUCAUCUCUACCCGAACCCGGAGCACCCCCACCCCAAACAUAUGUACCCAGGCCUCCGUGAAGAGGUGGCAGUCAUUACACUGAGGGGAGAGGGGUAGUCCUGAGAGGUGCAUCUUGGUGAAAGUAUGGUCUCCCAGGGUAGACCCGUGUUCCCAUGGGCUCCCCACCCAAAGUCCCUUGUGUACAGUCCCGGCAUACCUGCAAGUGUCCCAGUCUAACUUAGCAGCACUGAUCAGUCAACAGAGAUCGAUGUCAUUUUCUUUGGAGGGUUGUUUCUAGGUGCAUGGUAGGAGGUCACAUGACUCAGGUUGCUGAAAGGCUGAUGACGGAGCAGGCGGGUCUGCACUCACUCCUCCGGGGAAGUCGGGUUCCUGCGCCGUCUGGCAGGCUGAGCAGAGGGGGACCGUGUUCCUCUCCGUCUGGUCCCUCUUUGCGGUCGCUGAGUUGGGGCUGACGUUCCCAAUAUCCAGUUGGGGACCGCCGGUGCUGGAAGGCCUAGUUCUUCCAUGAAUCGCGGUACUUCUUCGGGCCAGCGUAAUGAGAUCCAGCCAUUUUGGUGCCUGGCCAUCAAUGCGAAUGGGAACCCCCAUUUAUAGGUGAUGUCUCGUUCCCGUAAUGCGGUCGUCACGGGGCGGAGGGCUCGCCGAGCCUCUAGCGUGAUUGGGGAUAAAUCGUUGUAUAAUGCCACUUGGGUGCCCCUGUAGGGCCAAGUUGGCCUUUCGCGGGCCUUUCUCAUAAUAGUGUCUUUGACUGGAAAGGAAUGUAAGCAGCAUAUUAGAUCUCUCGGGCCAUCCUCCAGGGUCCUGGGCCGUGUUGUUCUGUGUGCCCUUUCAAACUCUAUGUGCUGUGGUGAGGUUGGUUGCAAGAUGGACUGGAAAAGUUCAGUAAGUAUUUCCACCACGUCUUCUGUUGGUCCUUCAGCCUCUGGGAUGCCCCUAAUGCGGAUAUUGCACCUCCGACCCCUGUUAUCUAGGUCCUCAAGGUGUCUUCUCAUAGAGAGGAGCAUUGUUCCCUGGCGGGCUAUUGCAGUGUCUGCAGUUGCCACACGUGUUGUAAGGGCCUCAGUGGCCUCUUCUUGCAGUGAAAUGCGGCCUGCGUGCGCGGUCACCUCAGAUCUGAUCCCUGCCAUCUCUGCUCUGAGGGUAUCUUGUAUUGUGGUGGUGAGGGAUUUGAGGUCGUCUUUCGUGGCCAUGGAGGCCGUGAGACUGCGCAGCCUAUCCUCGAUUCUAUCGAGAGCUGUGCUCUCCGUCCCUGACGGGGAUGUCGGCGCCAUCUUGGGGCCUUCCGGUUCCCCGCUUGCGCCGGGUUGUGGGUGCAGGAAUCCGUCCAGGGGGCCCUGUUGGAGGUUCUUUGGGGUCUGGGGUUGCUCCGGUCGUUUAUUACGACCCAUUUGGCUGUUGGUUGCAUGCUUUAGGGGCUAUUACAGGGUCCGGUGGAGCGGAGCUCUCCUUCUAAGCGUCCAUCUUGGUUCGCGCCGAAACCACGCCCCCUACACUUUUAAAUUUCACCUAUUUCUCUAAUUCUGUGGCUCUUUAUAAUCACAAGUUUCACUUUAAAUCCUAAUAAUGAAUAAUGGAAAUCUUCACAGAAUUGCUCUUUGAAAUAAUUAACUUUGCCAUAUGAAAAUGUUAUAUUUUUUAACUUCAUUUAUAUACUCUCUAUAGGAAUACAAUGUCAAAGCUUUAUAAUAUGUAGUUUUCAUACUAAUUCCCGUUUCCUUUUUUCAGUAGAUUAUAACUGCUUUUUUUCCUCUCAUAAGUAUGUUAUAUAUAUUACUGUGCUGGACGUUUAUUAGAGGGCAAUAUGCCUCAUUAACUUAUCCUCGUCCCAUUGGAACGCAUAACGUGAUGAAACGCGGAAGUAAAAGCCUUUCGGUCCCGCUGGAACGGAUGGUCCAAUGGAACACGGAAUUGGAGGACUUCCGAUUUUCGGCACGAAACAAGGGUACCAAAUUCAAACGGGAAAAAGACCAGAUGGAACUACAUACCUGAGAAGCACUACCUGUGCACCUAUAGACGGAAAGAUGACAACACCCACUGAUCCACCAAUCAACUGAGGGAUUAGCCCUAUAUAUAGAGACUCUAAAAAGGGGGUAUUAGAUUACUUGUUUCAUUUUUGUUUUUAUUGCUGUUGGAAUAUAAUUGCCAUUGGUCCCUGAGGAAACUCCAUUGUUAGGCAAAACGCGUAGGACCUCUAGUCCUUUCUAUAUUUUAUGCUGGUGGUUGUUAUCCACCUUUUUAAAAAUACAUUUUGAUACUCUUUAUCUCAAUUCCAUCGUUUGGAGUCCUGAUUUGACAUCUCACUUUCUGGAGUGGACAUGUGGACUACAUAGCCACCCAUCUACAUCGGGGAGGCACCUUUGAGCGCUUUCAUACGUCUUUAUCCUGUGAGUGUACACCAUUUUGGCACACUACAUUCAUAGUUUACUAUAUUAUACUAUAUGUUUUUUUUAUAUUCCUUAUUUUAGAUAUUGCACAGCCGUAUCCCACAUUUCCUUUUUUUUUUUUUUUUUUGUUGCUAUAUACUACUAUAAGGACGUUUGUGGGUUAAUUUUAAACCGGUAUAGAAUUUUUGGUAAGGUGACGAUUUUGAUGUUCACUCUGCCUGCCCACCAAAGUCCAUGAGUGUAGUUCACUCCUGGGAUGUGGUAUAUUAAUCGGCAUGGCUUAAGUUUUGGAUUAACUGAAUAUAUAGUAUGAUUUUCUUGAUAGUAGUGUUAGUCGGUUUGGCGUUGAAUCUUAAGGUUUUGUUAGUUACUUUUACAUCAUCGCCAAACCUUGAAAACAGAUACUACUUAUAACUCCUGAUAUUUUUGGAAGUGCUCUCAUUGUGCCAGCUAAGGGUUCUACUAACAACACAAACACUAGGGGGAGCAGGGAGUAGCGUGUCGAGUACCAUUAGUAACUGUAAAGGUGUCAGAUGAAAAACCUGCAAGGUACUCUGUAACAAAUGGCUACAAGCUGUUUUUAAAAAAGCGGGAUACGUUGCCGGAGGGGUAGAUCUUUGGAGCUCCCCAACCAACACAUUGCAAUGGACAAAGCCAAGUGAGAAAUUGUUGGAAAAUUUGGGGUAGCUAGAGUUUUCUCACAGAACACUGGAUGGUUAGGAGAGAUUUCAUGGUUUCUUUUUGUUGGCCAAUACCCUCUGAAAAAGCCUUUUCCCAUUAACCAGUCAGAGGCAUAAGUAGAGGAAGUAUAGGAUCACUUCUUGAUUGCGAUAGAGAGCAAAACAGUCCAAACUCAUGCUGAUUCACAGAGCUUGAAAUGUUGCAUAUAUAUGUUAUCAGUUACAAAUUCGUCAUGCAGUGUUCUCUGAUCCUCAAGUCAACCAAAGUUGUGCUUUGAACCUUUCUAUUAAUCGUAUUCUAUAUGCUGAGUGGAAUUUACCAACUGUUUACUUGAUAAGAUUCCUGGGAAAUUAACAGACUUUUGAGUGCUGUAUACAUGGAAAUUGUUAGACAUGCAAGUGAUAGUCAGUCUUGCAUGUGUGCUCCCUAGCUUGUAGUUGCCAUUUGAUUUCUGUUGUAUUUUGAUAUUCACUUAUAUAACCACAUUCCCCACAACUGUUCAAUGUCUCAAAAGCCAGUCUUCACCUAGCUAAAAUGUUUCCAGUAUUUGCUUAUAUUUUUUCAUAUUUCCUUGCAAAGCAGAAAUACCAUUUCAUUGUUUUUACAGGUCACUCUUAUUUUACUGUGUGUGCAGUGUUCUAUUUAUUUAUUUUGGUGCUGAUCACAGAAUUAAACUUUUUGCAUUUGUUUUUUGUAUAUUUUGAAGUGAAACUGUAAUGAAAAAAAUUACUUCAUAAAUCACCCACCUCCAACUCAUCCUCCAUUUCUCCACUGGUCUUCUGUGAUUUGCCUUGUUUGGACAUGCUUCCCUGAGCAGGACAAACCUCCUGUGUGACGCUUAAACACUGGCUCUGUUGCCAGUAUGCCAACGUCUGAAUCAAGCAACAACAGUCACACAAUUUCUAUACUCCCUAGCCAGUGCUAGCAGCACCAUUAUUUUAAAUAUAGGCUGUGUGAGUAACAGCUUUAGCAGGUGGGAGGUGUGCGUUAACAGAAACAAAAGUGAUACAUUUCCUAGAGAUUUGAACAAUGAGACUGCGGGGACAUGAUCUAGACACCAAAACUGGUUAGUUACGGGACAUUAUAGUCACCAAAAAAAGUUUAGCUUAAUGAAGCAGUUUUUUUGUGUGUGUGUGUGUGUGUGUGUAUAUGUAUAUGUGUAUAUGUGUAUAUAUAUAUAUGUAUAUAUAUAUAUAUAUAUAUAUAUAUUAAAGGACCACUAUAGUGCCAGGAAAACAAACUCCGGGCUCCCUCGUGCAUUACUCAAUGCUUUCCUAUGGACAUCAGUGAGAAUCGCGGAAGCCGCCUCUAGUGGCUGUCAGACAGCCACUAGAGGCUUUAUUAACCCAGUGUAAACAUAGUAGUUUCUCUGAAACUGCUAUGUUUUCAGCUGUAGGGUUAAAACUAGAGGGACCUGGCACCCAGACCACUUCAUUGAGCUGAAGUGGUCUGGGUGCCUAUAGUGGUCUUUUAAUUCUCACUGCUCCGUUUUCUGCCAUUUAGUAGUUAAAUCAUGUAUGUUGCUGUUUAUGCAGCCCUAGCAACACCUCCCUCGGCUAUGACUGGCAUAGCCUACAUGAAAAAAAAUUUCAGUCACUUAAAAUAUGUUUCAUCUCCUACUAUUCUAAUUUAACUUUAAUCACACGGGAGGCUACUGCAUAGUCUUGCAAGCUGUUAACAGUACAGGAAAUCAGAAAAACUGAAUUAAACACUGUGCAAUUUGUUUCAUAGUUACGUAGCUGAAAAGAGACUUGCAUCCAUCAAGUUCUGCCUUCCUCACAUAUGUUUUUGCUGUUGAUCCAAAAGAAGGCAAAAAACCCAGUCUGAAGCACUUCCAAUUUUGCAACACACUAGGGAACAAAAAAAUCCUUCUUGACCCCAAAAUAGCAGUCAGAUGUCUCAUUAGAUCAAGCAGCUAUUACCCCACUAAUUAGAAAUUAUACCCCUGUAUGUUUUUGCAAGUGUUUAUCCAAUUGCAGUUUAAACAUCUGUACGGACUCUGAUAAAACCACCUCUUCAGGCAGGGAAUUCCAUAUCCUUCUUGCUCUUACUGUAAAAAAAGUUUUCCUUUGCCUUAGAUGAAAUCUCCUUUCCUCCAGUCACCUCGUGUCCUAUGUAUAGCCCUGUAUAUGAAUAGAUUUCCAGAUAAUGGAAGUAUAAUCUUUAGAUCUCACAUUACAGGAAGUGUUUAGGAAUGCUGUUCUGAAAAAUCAAGUACAGUUUAGUAUUAUUGGAUAUCUAAAAAACAGAGUGCUGAAGCUAUAUAUUUCCACUCACAUUGAUGGAGCCUAUUGUUGCUGGCUCUAAACAGAAACACACAUUGCGCUGAUUGGAGGGAAAGAAGGAGGCGUUCAAAUUAUGAGCGCUUUUUAAGAACCCCCGGUAGACUGAUGAAGAUGAAUAUACAUCAAAAUAUGUCUUGGUACUGAAGACACUAUGCAUGUCUCUUUUUUUGUGUUUAGUUUUUUUAUAUUGUAUUUUAUUUUGUUUGAAUACAUGUGUUCCAUAUAAAUAGUGAAGUGGUUUCUGCCAUUGACACUGGAAUGCAGAUGGAGUUAGGUGCACCACCUAAUGGCACUAAAAAUUAUUGGAGCCUAGAGCCAGUCUUAUAAUUCUAUAUAAGGUGAGCAUUGCAUUAUUAGCAAAUUUGUUUAAUCAUGACGUACUAAUCUAUUUUGUUUACCUGGAAGCCUCUAUAAAAGUAGACGUGUUGCAUUGCCAAUAAAAGUGAGGAAGCAUUUGUGUUUAGAGCCAGCAAUGAUAGGCUCUAUCUGUAUGAGCAUGGGCAUGAUCUUUACACCACAAACUGCUUCAUUAACCUGAAGUUAUUUGGUGAUUAUAGUGUCCCUUUCAGCUGAAGUUGUUUUGGUGCUUGGAGUAUCCUUUUGCAAAUGACAUUGCCCAGCUAAAACUAGGCAAAGCCAGGGCAGACAUUGUAAAUGAAGAGGAGAAACUAAAACGUGGGUUUUAUUUUUAAAAAGUGUCUGUUCUGAAAAGUGGUGCAAAUAUAAAAGGUGGAUUCACCAAUGAAACCAGUGUUCUGGUAACCCUUAGUUUCCAUCAUGGCUGGACCACUUUGUAGAACGGGACAGCACUUUUUUUGUUUGUUUUUAUAAUUACCCCUAUUGCCUUUUUUUGUUUGCUCUUCCCUAUGUACUUUCUCUGUGCCAACUGCCAGGUGCAAAGGAAACACUAGCUUGGGUUUACUUAGAGGAAUUUUGUACCUGGUCAAUUUAUGCCUACAAUUAUGAUCAUGUAAGCAUUACCAUAUUGUAUAAGCCAAUCUCAUACAGUUUUAUUGCACUUUUUAUUAUUUUAUAUAUUUUUCUUUGGGACUAAUGCUUGACUUUUUUUUUUUUUAUUUUUUUUUUUCUCCAUAGUAAAAUCGAAGUCUAACUAUUCUAGUUAUGUCACAAAAUAAGCAACAUGCAUUUAAUCUCAUUGUUAUUUUUAAAUAAAAAUCCUAAUUUUGAUUGGGGGAAAAAAAAAAACAAACUGACCUAGUUUAUUCUUUCUAACAGGCCUUGCUUCAGAAUAUGGAGUUCGAGGAUUUCCUACAAUAAAGUUGUAAGUCUUUAAAGAAAACAAAUAAUUUGUUGGGCUAUUUAUAGUGAAUACAAACCUUUUGGUGUGUGUUUUUUUUUUUUUUUUUUUUUUAAUAGAAAUUGUUACUGGGAGGGGGAAGUGGGGAUAAAAUUACAAAUAUGGUCAAUAUUGCCACUAUUUUCAAAAAGCUCUGAUCUAAAGAAUUGUUGAUUGAGUUAUUUUGUAGCAUAUACAGUAAUUCCUUUUUUUUAAUAGAUUUUCUGCAUGAGGGAAACUUUCUCACAAUUCUGGGUGUGACUAAAUCUUCUAAAAGUUUUUUUGGCUGCUAUUAAGAUUGACUUUUGCAUAUAUACACAAUUAAUAUAUUCAUAAUUCGCUCCUGCUUUUUUUUUUUAAGGCUAUAUUCCUUUAACUAUGGAUAUAAAAGAUUUGUAAACUUUCAUUUUAAGAUUAAAGGGAGAAAUGGCUUAUAACUACAGAGGUCCCAGGACAAAGGAGGAUAUUGUUGAAUUUGCAAACAGAGUAGCUGGGUAAGUACCUUAAACAAUAAUUUAAAAAUAUUAAUUUGUUUAAUAUUAGAUUUAAUAUUUUCACCUGUGUGCUUGGUAUCUAGAAAAAAAAUGGUGACUUAUAACUGCUAACACGGCUGGCUUUAGCUAUUUUGCUGCCUUAGAGUAGACUGCUACUUGAGACAGUUAUGUUCUAACCUGGGUAUAUUCUUAAUUUACAUUUUUCCACACUAGAGACCUAAUUUUUGUGAUACAUGGAGUUUGAUAUAGCAAUCUAAGCAACACAGUCAUUAUUGCUAGUGUGCUAGUUGUGUUGCAAAAAAAAAUAAAAAAUGAUGGAUGCUGAAACAAGACUUUUUCUUGCACCUCGCGGCAGCCCCCUCCAAAAAACAACUUUGUUCGGGCUAUUGUGCUCUUAGCCAGUAAUUGAAAUUGGUAAUGUGGAAGUGUAAAUUUAAAGCAAUAAAAUAAAGAGAAGUAUCAAAGUAACCCGAUUUAACCCCGCAAUUAAAUGUGUAAUAUUUAAGGAGACACGUUUGGCACUAGAAAAACUUUAGCUUAAUUAUGUAGUUCUGGUGUAUAGAUCCUGCUUCUGCAGUCGCACUGUUAAAUUCUCUGCCAGAGAGUGGCUAUUAGUAGUCGAAGAACGUAAGAUGACACUCAUAGCCAAUCACUGACACUUCCCCGCUGCACAUGCUAAUGCUUUGGCGUAAGCCUUGGCAGAAGAGAAGAGGGAGAAAGUCACUAGGGCACACAACUAUUCUUUAACCGUUUAAUACUUAAAGGCAAAACUGCGCCUGGUGCCUCCUAGCACCAUAAUUUUAUUCAGAUGAAGUGGUCAUGGUGGCUGUGCAGCUUCUUUGCUAUGAAACACUGCACAAACUGAAUAUAAGACCUUUGUUGUUGAGGUGUGACUCCACCUCCGGCAGCGUCAUUAGCCAGCCCAGCCUACAACAAGAGUUCAGGGCUGGCUAAUGUCAAUUCUGUGCAUAUUUAUAUGCACAGAAUUUCAUUCAGUAGCCGAGAGAAAUCGGUGAAUGUUUUCAGCCAAUGAAUGGCCAGCAGGAUGUCCUAACCCAUCAGUAGAUGAGGCCAGGGGCCUUAGGGGAACCCAGGUAAUAGGGCAAACCAUUGUGAAACAUUUUGCUCCACUGCAGGGAAAACUACGUAGGCUACUCCUAAAAUCGUAAACCACUACAACGGGCUGUAGCAACUAUAGUGGUUAGAGUAACCCUUUAACCCCUUAAGGACCAAACUUCUGGAAUAAAAGGGAAUCAUGAUAUGUCAUACAUGUCAUGUGUCCUUAAGGGGUUAAGUACUCUUUACUGUGCAAGCAGUUUUGUAGACUUCAGGAUAGCACAUUCUAGUGAUUAAUUUGCUGAGGUAGUCCCAGAUGACUGCAUAAUGUUUCAGUGUCGAAAUGCAUGCUUUCCUUUUUUUUUUCUUUUGGGUUGAGUGAAUGAGGAAUGUGCUAAGAUUUUGUAAUUUGUUUUAUUAAGCACGCAGACGAGCUGGGUAUGUAGGAGCUGUAGGCUCUGAGGCAACAGGUAAAAGCUACUUAGUCUUUACAGUUAUUUGGCGCGGAUCGUUCCACUUAUUUCACAUUGGUCCAUAUUAGUGUUUAUUGGGAUCCUAGUAGGAUAAUCGAAGUGAAAAUAGAAUCCACUCUACUCUGUCCUCCGUUAUCUUAGUACCUUCUUAGGUUUGACUAUCCAGGUCUUUAGUUGAUUGCCUGACCGUUAAAUUUGUUAAAGGGUUACACCAACCACCAUGAACAAUUUUUAAUAUAGUGGUCAUAUGUAUGUCUAAUGUUUCAGCUUGACACUCUGCGCAUAUUGAGUUAUUAUUGAUUGUGUGACGGGAGCUUGUUGCGCCCGCAACUCUGUUCCGAGUUUACAAUUGUCAAUUCUAGAUGAGUAAUACAUUUAUUUUAAGCUUAUUUUUUUUUAGUUUGGGGGUGGAAGGGAACUAAAACAUAAAGCCCAAAAUGGCAUUGUACUUUGAAAACCGAGAGGAGAAAAAAAAAAAGUUUGAGUAAACCUUUAACUUUGUGGUUGGUCUUUUAUUCAUUUUCUAGUAGAAACAAACAUAAACAUUGUUUCGUAACUCCCAACAGAAACAAAUCAUCCGAUAAGAACAUUAACAAAAAGGAAGUAAACAUUUUUAUGGAAUGUUUUAAAACUAUUGAGGUGUUACAGGUGCGUUUGUAGGACUUCUAAAGGGGGUUACUCAGUCGAUGAAAGUUCACAUAACUUCUAUCAUCUUCGUGGCAACCCAGGAACCGGUGGGCGUAAUCAAUAAUAGGAUUCUCAAUGCUUAGGUGAUCCUUUCGAAUCCCCAUUGUACUUUUGAAAAUUAGCUGUAAAAGUUCAAGUCGGCCACUGCACACAAAUUUCAGUGUAAGUCUGCACCUUCUCAUGAGAGAAACACCAAAGUUCCUCAAGCGUCCUCAGCUCCUCCAUUUUAGUAAAACAAAGGGAUAGUGAGUGUGGUGUCUUGCUUCUAGAAGAGGAAAACUAGCUGUUUUUACUAUGUUCAGAAUGGAGAUUGUCAGAGAGUUUAUGUAUCUGGAUGAGGGGGUAUUAGUAUGAUGUAGAAAGAAAGCGUCCAGGAGGAACAGUGGUGGGAUAUAACGCUACGGAAUCUGUUGGCGCUAUAUAAAUGGCAAUAGUAUAUAACUAAAUGUACGAAAAAUGGAGGCAGUGCUUCUACAGUGCGAAACAAUGUCCAGUCAUUCCCACUAUAACUGAAAGAAAGAACUUGGGAAUCCCCACCUCCAACACAACCCAUCUAGCUCAAACCUAAAAAAUAAUUAUUUUAAAUCAGCCAGCAUUGCCUCAAGUCAUCCCAGCAUCAAAUAUGACCACAAGGGGAGGGGAAUGGGAUUAGUCCCAUUUUAGUGGUCUGUGAGUAACAAAAGGCUGUGAAGACUUUGGUCUGCAUGCGUGUGUGGGUUUAAUCAUAGAAGCACAGAAAGUGGUCUACUCACCUCAAUUGACUUUCAAGGUUUCUGUGCUCCAACCUUAGCCCAUUCAACCACACGAGUAGGUAACUAGCAUGAUAAUAAAGCUUGAAGUUACAGACCUCCAAACCUUCCCUGGUCUUGGGCAGUGUCCGCUGUGAGAAUAUUUGUUUAGGUUUGGAUCUCUUCCGUAAGAAUUUGAUUAAUAGUGAGCACAAUGACGGAAGGAAUGCUGAUAAAAUGUAAACUGGAAGGGUUUGGAAAAGAUACAGGAUUCUCGGCAAUAUAUUUAUUUUAAUAGCUACCACCCUCCCAAGCCAAAAGAUAUAUUGCAGCACCCACUCAGCCAGGCUAUUUUGGAUAGUGUUUCCGCUUGGUUAAGACAUUUGUCUGAUAGACAUGUUACAUACGUUGGAAACCAGAUUUCCAGGUAUUUAAUGGCCAGAUUGCUCCAUUGGAAUUGAAAACUCUGACAGAUUGGGUAAAUUAACAUUCAAAAUGGUGGAUUUAAAAUAAUAAAUUUUUAGGUUUGACACAAUUCACCAUGAAUGAUUUCAAUUCUGACAUUGUGACGGGUAGGAAAAUUUCAGGGUUUGAAACAAAAAAUAUCAAAUCAUCAGUGUAAGCUACUAUUUUGUGGUGACCAUAAUCCACCUCCACCUCUCAGAUGUCUGUGUUCUCCCGAAUCACCUGCCGGAUUGGUUUGAAGACAAAGACGAAGAGCAUGGGCGACAGGGGGCACCCAUGCCUAAUUCUGUUACCUAUAGGGAAAGUAUCUGUUAUGCCCUAUUGAUGCACACAUUGAUGCAAGGAAUAUAAGGCAUAUUUUGUCUAUUGUUGCAUAUGUUAGCCCAAAGCUAUAGUCCUCAAAGUGGCAAACAAAGUCCCAACUGACUCUGUCAAUGGCCUUCUUUGUGUCCGUUAAGAGGAGGAGAAGGCUCUUAGAAGUAUCUUGCGUCUGGUGUAUCAGAGGCAAGGCUCCUAUGGUCAUUAUUGCUCCUAUGGUCCUAUUGUCACAAGCCUCUCUAUUCAAGACAAACCCAACCUGGUCUGUGGAGAACAUCUUGGGAAGGGAGGAACUGCCCAAAAACUAGUGCUAUGCAAACUGGAUUGCUUGCAGGAUCUCCUUAAUGCAUAACCAGAAUAAUAAAAUAUUUACAUUUAGUCACCAACCUAUGACGAUGGAACUGCUUUCAUCAAUAAAACAAGCAUUUUACCAUCUACACGUUUUGCUUCUGCUUCUGUCAUUUAUUUUACGUAUCAAUAUACCUUAUUCUUUUACUUAUUCAAUAUUUCAAUAAUAAAUAUAUUUACAUAUUUAAAACCAAUACCUUUCUAUUUCACUGUGAGGCUGUUAGGUUGCUGAAUUUGUUGAGACAAUUCAUAGUGUUUUUUACAUUUAAUGAGUUGUAUUUGUUUUGUUGUAAUGUCUUGAUUUUUGUUUUUGCUUUUGUUUAAGGCCUUUAAUUCGUCCGCUUCCAAGCCAGCAAAUGUUUGAUCAUGUACAGAAGAGACAUAAUGUUCUUUUCGUGUAUGUUGGCGUUGAAUCCACCCUAAAGGUAUGGUAUAAUCUCAAUAGUUGAUCGUUAUGUUUCAGAUAUUGUUUACCCCAAUUCUACAUUGCAGGGAUGACUUUUCUCUAGUGGCAAGGGCUAAAAAGACAACUAACACUCUUCCUUCAAACCCCCUCACAAGGCAUGGGGGAUACCAAAAUAUAUAGAUUAAAACUAUAGCAUAAGGACUACAUGGUUGUAUUCCUAAUGCUAUAGUGUUCUUUUAUAGUGUUAUUUUAAAGGACAGCUGUCACCUCAACUAUUUUUUUAUAUAUUCUUUCAUCAAGUGUGUGGUUUUUACUUAUUUAUUUUUUUAUUUAAGGAGCCCUAUAGGGUCAGGAACACAAACAUGUAUACACCUAUAGUGUUAAAAUCUCCAUUUAGCCCCCCUCUUGCCUCCCUAAAUAUAGUAAAAUCUUGUAUUCAAGUCUGCAGUUCCUGGCUUUGCCCCGGUCUGCUUGUGAGCUGCCUCUGUCUGAUGACAUCAUCAGAAGUGGUGGUUUGAGCCAAUCACAAUGCUUACUCAUAGGAUUGGCUGAGACUGUCAAGGAGGCAGAUCAGGGCAGAGCCAGCACAAGUGAAACACAACAGCUCUGACCAAUCAGCAUCUCCUCAUAGGGAUGCAUUGAAUCAGUGCAUCUUUAUGAGGAAAGUUCAGUGUGUGCAUGCAGAGGGUGGAGACACUGAAUGGCAGUGCUGCUUACUCUGCAGCACUGCACAAGGAAGCACCUCUAGCAGCCAUCUAAGGAGUGGCCAGUGAAGUUAUCACUAGGCUGUAAUGUAAACACUGCAUUUUCUAUGAAAAGACCGUGUUCACAGCAAAAAGCCUGAAGGGAAUGAUUCUACUCAGCAGAACAAAUUAAAUAAGCUGUAGUUGUUCUGAUGACUAUAGUGUCCCUUUAGGUAUGUGUAAAAGUAGGGAGUGUAGGAGAGAAGACCACAGAUAGGGUUCAUUUUCGAACACUGUCUGACCUAAGGUGUAUGUAUAUGGCUGAAAGAUCCUGCCAUAUACUAAAGUUAUGGAUACGUUUUUUUUCUAAUUUUUUUUACAUCAAAUGUUUUUUAAAUUAAGUAUAUAUAUCUUCAAUACCUGAUGAAAUGAUUAUUAUAUUAAGAAAUGUUUUUAAAGGUGACACAUAUCCUUUAACAAAAGAACACUCUAUUUAAAAAGUAUGUUUUUUUAUUUCUAAGUAGAUGUGUUCUUUUACUGCUUUAGUUUACUAGCCCCUGUUUUUUUUCUUUUUUUUUCUCAUGAGAAACACUGGACACAUACAUUGUCCUUUGCAAUAUUUUAAUCUGUUUUAGUCUGGAGACCCUUGUCUGUCUGAAUGAGAGUCACUAGUAGGCAAGGAAACAGCAAAAUGGAAACAUUACCUUUUCUCAGAAACAUGGUUUUCAUUUGCAAGGCUGUAGAGUCAGCAUCUACACCUCAAAACCAUUUAUUUAAGAUGAAGCAUGAUGUUUAACCUGUCCCUUAAAUUAAAAAAAUCAUGUUCAAAUUGGCGCUUGUAUUCUAAUGUAUCUUAUAUCACCCCUUCAAUUAGGAAAAGGAUUGUUGGCCAAGCUGAAUGUUAAUGUUAAUAGAAUGUAGGCAAAUUAGAGGGGAUAGAGCACUCAAUUGACCAGUCUGGUGUGGCCUUGUGUUUUGCAUUUUGUUUUUUGUUUUCCAGUCAUCAUGACAGUAUUACCACAAAACUAAUUUGGAAAGGGGUAGCAUAAUAAUUCUGGUUCCUCAGUCACACCAGAACACUAAACACUAAUCACAAAGCUUAAUCUUAAUCUCCAAAUUUAAAUGUAAAUUUUUGUUUUGAAUUCCAUGCAAAUAACAUAUGUGUAUGUGUGUGUGUGUGUGUAUAUAUAUAUGUGUGUAUAUAUAUAUAUAUAUAUAUAUAUAUAUAUAUAUAUAUAUAUAUAUAUAUAUAUAUAUAUAUAUAUAUAUAUUACACAUAUAUAUAUUUUUUUUUUUUUUUUUUUUGCUAGUAGCUACAUUUAUUUUUAUUGGAAACAAAAUGUUGCAGAAAUGUGCGGUUAAUACUAAUAAAGGGAAUCAACACCAUAAAGGAGGAGACUAUAUUUAAAAGAAGAAAAACUACCACAACAAGAGGACAUAGUCUUAAAUUAGAGGGACAAAAGUUUAAAAAUAAUAUCAGGAAGUAUUACUUUACUGAGAGGGUAGUGGGAGGGAAGGCAUGGAAUAGCCUUCCAGCUGAAGUGGUAGAGGUUAACACAGUAAAGGAGUUUAAGCAUGCGUGGGAUAGGCAUAAGGCUAUCCUAACUAUAAGAUAAGGCUAGGGACUAAUGAAAGUAUUUAGAAAAUUGGGCAGACUAGAUGGGCCAAAUGGUUCUUAUCUACCGUCAUAUUCUAUGUUUCUAUGUUUUGGUGUUAAAAACUUGUUUUAAUAUAAUCUGUUGUAUGUUAAGUUUUUAUCUCGAAAUGUAAAAACAAGUUGUGUUAUCAAUAUCCUUUUAUUGUGUGUACUAUGAACCUUUAUAAUUGCUAUUAUUUUUUAUUUAUUUAUUAAACAGGAGAAAUUUAUUGAAGUCGCUUCAGAACUUAUCGUUUAUACAUACUUCUUUUCCGCUUCAGAGGAAGUAUUGCCAGAGGUAAUCCUGAUAUAGAUAACAGGGAUGGUUGUUAGACUUUUAACCCUGCAACUGAAAAUAUUCUGCAAAUGUUUGUUUCCUGAUGGUUUGUCCAAAUCAAAUGCAUUUUAAUGCAACCCCAUAUAAUACCAUCUUCCUCUAUUGAAUUAGUCCAGGUGUGGAUUAAAAGGAUUUUGAUUCGGACGAAUAGUCAGAAACAAACUUUUGCACAUGUCUAAUGGCCACUAUAUUUUUUGCACUUAGUCAUAAAUAUAGUAUUGUUUGGUAACUUAAGUUAAUGUUGUAUUCAAACCUUCAGAAACUUGAUUUUUUACAAUAUCAUAAUCAUGUGGGCUCUUAAAGGACCACAAUAGUGCCAGGAAAACAAACUCGUUUUCCUGACACUAGAGGAUCUUUAGGUCCCCCACUCCCUAGGCUGAAGGGGUUAAACACUUACAUUUCUCCAGCGCCAGGCUCCCUCAGCGCUGGGGAACACUCCUCCCUCUGCCAACGUCAGCGCCGAAUGCCAUUGCGCCGAAUGCCAAUUUCUUAAUGCUUUCCUAUGGACGGCCAGCGUCCAGUAUGAUCACGUUACUUUACAACAAUGCAUUCAAAUGCAAGAAACUAGGUAAUGCUAACUAGGAAAGGAGACUCCUGUCAAGGGUACCUAAUUAUCGUUAAUGUUGUUUAUACCUACAAACUCCGUAUCCAGCAUGUGUGUACGUGACAAAUAGGUAAUACCUAGCUGCAGGUUAUGGAGGAUGAGUGGAAUUGCUGUUGGCUCAACACUUUCUCUGAGGAGAAAGAGCUCAGGCCAAGUUGUCUAAGCAUGCAGCAUAGACAUUAUAGAAAAAAAUUGAUCUUCCUAACUAGGACUACAAAUAAUGUGUGUGACAGCUGAAAUGUUCAAGUUAGAAGCUAGAAAUCAAAACGCUUUAUCUCAGCAAAUUGAUUAGUACUGUAUUACUGUUCCUUUGUGAAAUUUACUUACCAUUUUAAACGAUGGGUUACGUGCUUCUGGUACCGCAUGGCUAACAUUGUCCACAUUGCAGCUGCAUUGAUAAGUUACGAAUUCACAAUUUAUUCUCCAUUUUAAUAUUUUAUUUAUAUAGAAUCCUGAAAUUAUGUCAAAGUGUAUAAUUAUAUGAUGUCCUACUCUUGACUAACACAAAUAUAACGAUUAUGCUACCACAAUAUUAGAAAUUAUUUUUAUUCCCUGUUUGACAAUAUUUACUUGACCAUUGAUUUGCUUAGGCAUUUUAGUUUCCUUUUGAACCUACAUCUGUGUGCAGUAGGAAUUCUAUUCAUUACUGCUCUGUUUCAUCAACAUUACUGAAACCACGUGUGCAGUAUGAACUCUAUUUAUUACUGCAAUUGGCACAAUUAGUUUUAAAAAAGAUGAAAAGUAGGGCUCCCAGACUCCCCCAUAUUCCAUCCAGGAAUCGUGUGCGGAGGCAGUUUUUUUUUUUUUUUUCUCCUCCUCGUCCUUUACAUAUAUUGGCAACUAUUAUUUCAAAGGGAAUCAAAUAACAUUUGCAAAUAACAGCACUUUUCAAAACUAUGUUAUGAAUAGAACCAGUAGCAGAUAAUAGAGGUGACCCAUGCCUGCAAAAAGUAUAUGUAUGUAUUCUGCAUUCAAGAUAUAAUAUAUGUAUGUAUAUACACAUUAAAACCAAUGACUGGUGAAGUGAAUAACAUUGAUUAAAUCAUUACAAUGGCUCCUGUCAAGGAGUGUGGCAUAUUAGGCAGCACAUGAAAAGUUAGUUCUUGAAUUUAAUGUGUGAGAAGCAGGAACAUUUUAAACGAGUUGCAAAUAUAUGAACUCAUAAGUGUUUGGUUUUUAUUCUGAAAUCCCAGUUUAACAUUUUUUCCUUACAGUACGUUACUCUGAAUGAAGUCCCAGCUGUUCUUGUAUUUAAAGAUUCUACUUAUUUUGUCUAUGAUGGUAAGUAAAGUAAUUAACCCUCACAUUUGUUGUUAGAGCCCUGGCAUUUUGUUACAAACAAUUGGUAGUCUUUGUCCCUAAAGGGUUAUACUGUUUAACUGCGUGUUACUAGUAACAGUGAUGUUUUUUAAUAUGGUAAUACAAUGCAAAUAUUAAAAUACUAUAGCAUGUCCAGAUAUAUUCCAGUUGUAACCAGUGUUAGUAAAAAAUUGUGAGCCACAAUUAAUAAACAGAUUAGUACAUACAUUCAUACAGCAGAGUUAUAUGGAACAUGACUCACUCAUCUUAAAUAAAAAAAAUAAUAUAUAUAUAUAUACACACACACACACACACACACACACACACACACACAUUAUUACAGAAAAAGAUCAUUGCAGCUCUAGUCCUUCAUGAUACAAGAGAAACAUUACUCAUUUAUAGAUUUCUGCUGGUACUGUACAUUAUCAUUUAUUCACAAUGGAUAUAGAAAUGGAGAUAUAUUUGGUGUAUAUACAGUUAAACGUAUGUUUAGUCUUGUGGUCAACUGCGCUACAUACUGUAAGCAUCAGCUUUGUCAUCACCCUGUCAACAGAGACAGUGUAUCAUUGGUCGUUGCUUGCUGAGGUUUUGAGUUGGUUCUGAGAGUGAGAGGCUCUAAUUUCCAUAUCUUUAGAGUGCAAUGAUGUGCACAGCUGUGUGACUCCAUUUAUCAUUUCUUAGAUGGUUCCAAAAUAGAUCAUGUGUUGUUUUUUUUUGUUGUUGUUUUUGUUUUAUGAAUGCAUUUCUCAAAAGUUGCCUUGAUGUUCAUUUUUGCUUGCCAUAAGGCAGAUUUUGGAUGGCUCGUUUGAUAAUACAAUAGGAGAUAAAGCAAUCAGACUGAGUUUUUCUAACACUUCAAGCAUAAUGUACUUGAUGAUUGUGUCAGUGAAUCUAAAGUCAAAUUGAAAGUUGCCAAAAGCUGAAAAAAUGUAGACCACUUUUACAUUGUCAUAUAUAGUAGUUUCCUCUUGUUUGUAACCAUCGCAAAGCUGAAAACGAACUUUUUUGGUAGUUUCUAUCAUCUUUGCAUUAUUGCUGGUGAUCAUUAUUUUCAAUCUGUUAUCUGCAACAUAACUUUUCAGCUCCAUUAUGUCUUUGCAGUCUUUAGGAAAGAGCUUCCUAGAAGGUAAAGGAAAAUAAAUUUCAUCCUUGAGGCUUUAAACGUUAUCCGUGUUAUUUACUAAAGUGAGUGUUGCUGGGAAAUGUGAAUUUUCAGAUUUAAAUAGCCAAAUUAGAAAAAAAAAUCUCAGUACGCUGAGAAUUUGCCACUUUGACCUUAAAUUUGCAAUUCACUUUGAAUUCCAGACAUUUCUCAUUCUUGUAAAUAACCCUGUUUGUGUAAUUUCACCUAAAACAAAACUGACCGUUAACUGCAUCUGUAGAACGAAAAGUAAUGAUUUAUAAAAUAUGUUGCAAAAUACUCUCAUUAUAAAGUCACAUCUUACAUCUUCUCUUUUGAUUUGUGUAAAACGGAAAAUCCUCAAGUAGCUUUCUAAUUACUGCUAGAAACCUCUGUUAAUUCAAUUCAAUGAUUUUACGAAUUCAAUCUUUUUCAAAAGACUUACCAGAUUAAAAGUGCAGUCAGUAAUAAUACAAGAACAACUAGGAUAUAUGCAACUGCAUUCCUCGAGUUCAUUUUCCUUGACUUGCUCUCCUUGCACUGCUUUCCUUGUUUUGAAAACAGUUUAUAUCCCUUUUGACUUGCAACUAGUUAACCUGUCAUUGGUGCCUUUUGUACGGCAGGAGGCGUAUUAGGUGGCUGGAAUUUCCCCGAUGCAAGAAGCUUAUAUUAGAAAAGAAAAUGAAACUUACAGUGCAAUAGUCAUAGUGACAUAUCAAGCAGUUAUAAAAUAUGCUUCAUAUAGAAAUAAUCGAUGUUUUAAAGAUGCAUUUUAAUGAUAAAUGAGAACAUAUUUACGUAUUAAUGAGUAUUGUAAACAAAUGCUACACAUUUUGAAAAAGAGCCCUUAGGAGUAUGUGUUUAGAAUUCAUAUAUUCCUUGUAUUGAAAAUUGAGACAAUCAACUUGUCAUAUUUUCUUUCUACUUAUAUGCCAUUGGUAAAUAUGUCCCAAACCACCUUUAUUCAUUUUUCUUUUCUUCUAUUCUCUUACUUAAUUUAAACAGUCUGCUUAGCAGUUCUUUGUUUCCGCUUUUAGCGUAAGAAUAUUUUAGUAAACUGCUGCUCUGUCUUCCACAUUUUCACUUCCUGUCUUUUUCUUAUUUUUUAAAUAUCCCUAUAUUUCUUAAAAUCUAAUUAAAGGUAAUGCCCUAAGCGAUAUAAUAGCUUCUGUUUCUUGCAUAGGUUUUGAUAUAAGGAGCUCCUUUGUACCUGUAAGACGCAACCAGAUUCUCCUAAGGAAAUCACAAGUAGAAAUAAAUGCCAAUGAUUGGAAAGUGUAUUAAUUUGAGAAAGUGUUAGUCUCAAUUCAUUACUACCUUCUAGUAGACCAAAUUGGGGUUACACACACUCAGUGAAAGGAUAUUGAGUACUAUAAUGUGCCAAAAUAGGGAUAGGGGAGUUCCCAGCAAUCCAGAUGAAAACUUUUUUCUUUGUUUAUUGUCAUUACUCUCUUUGUGAUGCAUAAAUGUCAAAAGGGAUGUACACAGGCACAAAUAAUCUAGGGAAUAACAUUAGUGCACUGUACAGGAUUGCUACAGCAGUAUUCACCCUUAACUCACAUAAUUAUCAGCGAGAAGAAAAGUAGAGCAUAUUGCAGAAGAACAUAUAAAUAAACAAAACCUAAUAUUUGGUAUACAAAAUGAAAGUUAUUAAGUUUAUAGUCUACCCGCACCUCCCACACCUCCCCCCUCUGUCCGUCAAUAUGUUGACUUCCCGUUAAAUAUAGGGCUCAAUUUCCUGUACUUGCUUACAAAUCUCUACACAAUGCAGCUCCAACCUACCUAUCCUCACUAAUGCACAAAUAUGUCCAGUCUAGACCCCAACACUGUCUAUGUCUAUCCUCUCUUUGUACUCCUAUGCUCACUUUAAAGACUUCUCUAGGGCUGCGCCAAUCCUAUGGAACACCCUGUUAGACUUUCACCUAGUCUCCCACCUUCACAAAAUCUUUGAAAACUUACUUCUUCAGGACAGUAUAUCAAUUAAACGUUCAACAGCGUUCCCUUCUCGCACCCUGAUUCCUCUCUGCAACUGUCAUAAAAACAAAACACUAAGCCCUCAGUGAAUACUAUCCUAACAACCUAUUUGUUUACUCUACACUUACCUUUUGUGUCACUAUGCCCCACUCCCUCUAGCACAGGACUUGACAAAUUUGGUUGGCAUCUAGGAGCCAGCUAAGAAAUUAGGAGCCAGUCCUUUUCAACAAGAAAAAUUCAAUUCUUAAAGGGACACUAUAGUCACCAGAACCACUGCAGCUAGAUGUAGUUGUCCUGGUGUCUAUAGCAUGUCCCUGCGGGCUAUUCUGCCUUUUCAGCGGUUUAGUAACCCCUCUAGUGACAGUCACUUGGACUGCCGCUAGAGAGACCCGGGUCACUGCUGCACCACGUGUAGCACCCACGUUCAGGGUCUCCAAGCUCUGCAUGGAGGCGCUGAAUGUUCCUUGUAGAUGUUCAUUAAUUCAAUGCAUCUCUAUAACGAGAUGCGGAUUGGCACAUUUGCUGCGCAUGCACAAAAUCCUCCCUUUGCUCUCCUAAGGGAAAGCAUUGGCUUAGCUGAGAUCAUAAAGCUUGAUAAUCUCAGCCAUGGAGGUGGGACCAAAACUGGCAUGGUGUGGUGAAAAAGGUACACACACACACACUCACACACUCCCUUUCAUACACACACACACAGAUUCAUACACACACACACACACACACACAGAUUCAUACACACACACACUCUGACAGAUUCAUACACUCACACACACACACACACACACUCUGGCAGAUUCAUACACUCACACACACACACACACACACUCUGACAGAUUCAUACACACACACACACACACUCUGACAACAGGCACGCACACUGACAGUGCAAUAAUUAAGUAAAUGCCUUCAAUAUCUAAACCAGCAUAUACGUGGCAAUAUGAUUAAGAUCUGAAGUAAAUUUAAAACUUUUCUUGCUUUAGUAUUUCUAGAUACUCUAGUUAUUUAUUGUGACUGUAGUUUUUGAAAGUGUGCAGUGUUGUCUAUAUUGCAGUGGUCAGUAGUUUUGAUAUGUGUAUGUAUAUAUGUGUGUGUAUAUUUACGUAGUGUAUAUAUAGAAGGAGAAAUCUGACUGGGUUGGAUAAUUUCUCCAUAUCAGCUGUCUUAGCCCUAAUUUUACUGUUUAGUGAAUAACCGUAUGAGUCUCAAGAGUAUCUGCAAAGCCAGGUUGUAAAAAUGUAGGUACCAGUUACAGUUCACAUUUCCUUACCACGUCAGAUUUCCCUAUCCCACGUCACAUCUGUGAUAGCACUCCUAACAUGUAGGGAAAUCUAACGGAGACUGGGAGCAUGCGCGAGACCAUCAGCUGGACUGGGAACAACUUCUCAGCAAGGUCUUUGAAGGUAAGUUAAAGCCCGUUUCACACUUACUUUAUAGUUGUUGCACAGGGCAUGGGACAUUUACAAUUAAUUGAGGGUUAAAAUUAGGGUUAGGUAACUAAUUUAACCUAUCUCACUCCUUACCUUAAUCCUAGGGGUAAAACUAAAAUUAACCAUAACAUGAAUUAAAGUGUUAUAUUUUUCCCUAGUGACACUAAGCAUUCAAAAAAAAUUUUUUUUGCCCUAAACCUAACUAAUUUUUUAACUCUUACAUUAAGCUUAAAUGUCUAAUGUCCUGUGCUUAGUGAAUGCAAGAAUUAUAAUAUCAGUACAACACUAACCAAACUGGUCUGUAAAUAAAUAUCAACCCCUUUCCCUAAAACAUAUAUCAGUGAUAAGUAGUUUUGGAUAUGUAAGCAUACGUGUAUUUAUACAUAAGUUUAUAUCCCAUGCAAUAAAUGAUAUAAUAUAUUUAUGCGAUAUAUAAUUGAUGUGUGUGUUUUAUAUAUUCACAGGACUGAUCGCUGUUAUAUGUAUGAGGGAAAGGGGCUUAUAUUGAUUUGCAGACCAGUUUGGCCAGUUGACAUUCUUUACCCCACUCCCUCAUCCGGAUCUCAUACCAUGUAUGGGUUUCCGCUCAGCCUAGUAACAAAGCUAGGUGUGUAAUUUCCGUUUCUGUUGCCUUUCAUUUUCCCAUAACUGGUACUUACUUUUUUACAUUCUUUCUCUGUAGAUAUUUUUGAGGCUCGCACUGUUAUUUCCUAAACUGUAAAAUUAUGGCCAAGACAGCUGAUGUGGAGAAAAUCUCCCACCCAGUCAGAUUUCUUUUUGGAUCCACAACCCAUUACUCUAGAUAUUCCGUGUUAAUCACUAAAGAGAGAAUUGUCUUGAAUUCAGUGCUAAAACAACCUAUUUAGGUAGAGAAUUUCACAUCUACCUGAUCGUUGUCCUUUGAAUAUUAACAAACUACCCCCCCUUCUAUUUCCUAUGUGACAUUCUCUCUUUUACGGCUUCUUUUUUUUCAUAGAAUAUGAAGAUGGUGACCUGUCCUCAUGGGUGAAUAAAGAAAGGUUUGAGGGCUACCUCCAAGUUGAUGGAUUUACAUUGUAUGAGCUUGGGGACACAGGUAAAAUAUAGAAUUUCCAUUCUUGAAACAUUUCUUUCAUUUGCAAGAGUUUUGCAUGUUCAAUGUACACACUCACAGGGAAAGGCAUGGGAGUUGUUAACUUGCAAACAUCCUGGGUGCUUGUAAAAGGAAAAACGAUUGGUCUGUUGUGGCUGGGCACAAACAAGAGGGGGUGGGAUAGCGGGACCACUGAUUGCCAUGCUGUUUUUUGAUUUCAUACCCAAAACAUUAUUCACAUAACUAUUAUAGAAUACAAUACCUUGAUGUAAAGAUAGCAUGGCUGGAUAGGAGACAGUCUUGCAAAAAAAAAAAAAAGUAAAUUUCUCCAAAAUGACAAUGAACAAAAAAAAUUACCGUUUUGGCCUAAAAUUCACAAUUACUUGUUUAGUUCCUGACAAUUCUCAGUGUUGUGAAUAAAGAUAUGAAAAAAAAAAUCUUGUCAUGUAAUAAGUACAGGAGAAUUGAAUUACUUGUUCAGCAAUGUAACUAAUUCUAUAUGGAAAUAAAUCUAUUUACAUAUCAAUUAUAAUGUUUGAAAAUAAUUGAUAUCCCGCUCAAUACAUAGCUAUUUAUAAAUGUAUACAUCUUUUUAGCUGAAUCAUAAGCAUAAUUAUCAUCUUCAGCCGACUUCUGCUGUAUCUUAAAUACCUUUAACAUUGUCUCUAAGACUUGCAAAAUAAAAUUAAAACCAAAGAAUGUUAAGAGACAAGCCAGAGUUAGGGAAGGCAGAAAUAUGGGAUAGAGCAGUACAAUGACCAGUCAAGGAUAAUCAAAAAGGAGAAUAGUCCGUAUAGCUGAGAUUAAAAACCAGGAAUACACAGAAAUAGAAAGUUUUGGGACGCAGGACGUCCAUUGGCUGUGCCAUAGCAUGGGCAAUGAAAGGUAUCCUGACAAAAUAUAAUAUUGAUUACAUUUGUAUUUCCUUUAGAAAUUGUUUUUUCUUAGUCUUUUACUAUAAGAGUGGCCAAUUAUGUUUUAGAAGGAGAAAAAUAUUUGCUGUAUACUAGUGUUUCCCAAUUGAUGUUCGGCAGAACCCUGGGGUCCUGAGAGAACGAAACUGGGUUUUGGCCGUGAUUUCUCCAAUCCAAAAUGGCCAAGGUGAUUUGCCCAUCGGAUGGCCCAUGCACUAGGGUAUUCUUGCUGAACAGGGGUCCGGUGAGGCUUUGCGGCCCUUUAAGAGCGUUACCGAGCCUCUGUAGUAUUGGAUGCUGGGUGGAAGUGACAGCCGAUCACUACCUACCAGACAUAGAGAGCGCAGUGAUGGAUGGAGAGGCAGCAGCAAGGAGCUUCUGCAGAGCCUCCACAGUUGAGCCUCAGCAAGCAUCACUACAAGCAAGUAACUCUCCUGCAUGCAAAAUGUAUACUAACAGGAGGGUGGCUGCAAAUAUAACAGUUGUGAUGUGUGUGUGUGUGUGUAUCUGUGUCAGUUUGUGUCAGUGUGUGUCAAGGUGUGUGUGUGUGUGUGUGUAUGUAUGUGCCAGUGUGUGCGUAUCAAGAUGUUUAUAUGUAUGCAUGUGUCAUUUUGUUUGUGUGUGUUAAUGUGCAUGUAUAUCUGUGUAAGUGUGUAUGUGCAUACACCCCAGCAAUAAAACACCAACACAACAUGCAUACAUACCCCUGUAAACACAAACAUUACAUGCAAAAACACCCCUCAAUUUAAACUCCAAAUUUAUAUACAAACACUCAAACAUACCCUUCAGUCAGACACCAAUACUACAAAAAACUGUACAUCCGCAUUUGAAAGCCAACAUUACAAACACACCCCUGUAUGAAAAUGCUAAAAUGAUAUACAAACACAUGCUACUAACUACUACAAUCUGUUUACCAUCUGUAAACAUUUGUGUAUAUAUACCAAAAAAAAAUCCCCAUGCCUUUAUCCCUCGCUUUCUCCCUGCCCUCGUGGGCUCCUUUUGCGCGCCAAGUCCUCUAAAUUCUCCAAGGUGUAAGACCCACCUAAGAGGUUUGUCUUAAAGUGGCAAGUGGGUUGCAUCUAAUGGCCAUUGGAGUUGCUGAAUAACCUUUAUUUGUUUAAAUGUGCAUGGAGUUGGACUGGUGUGGAUGCUUGUUUUGUAUGUAUUCAGGCUGAUGUGUCCUAUGGUCAUUGUAGCCAUCCAGAAGUAGUGGGAGUUUGAGCGCAGGACUUAUUUUUGUGUAUUUGUAUGCUUUUUCUAAUACUGUAGAAAAUAUUUUGUAUUCUGUAAUAUACUGAUUAACUCUUUAUUGACUGAAGGUGAGUGUCAACCCCUCUCUUAUUACUAGCAGUGUAGCAAGGUUAAUGUUUUAGGAGGGGCAGCCAUCAUCGGGCGCUGGUCUGAUAAGGCAGCUUGCUGGCAUGAGAGACAAUCUGCCAAUGUUCUAUCAAUUUGUGUUGCCUAUCAGAUUAUGUUUCCAGAGCAGUCUGCAUUAUCAGGAACUCCAUCCCCUGUGUUGUGGAAACAUAAUUUGCUGGAUAAUAGACUUUGAUAGAUUGCUAGAUUAAUAUAAGGGCAGGCUGAUGGAGCUUCAGCUCAGCAGCCCGUGUCCAAAAUAGACCCAUUGUUCUGGUUCUUCCUCCUACAUUACCUCUUGACAGCACUGGGAGGAAGUUAUAUCACAUUAUAAUAUGAGAGCCACGCAUGAGGGAUGUCUCCCAUUUAAGGGUUACUUCAACCACCAUGACCACAUCUGCUUUUAGAAGUGGUCUUGCUGGUAAAAGUUUGUAUGUGUAUUGUUGCAGCUUGACUCUCUACAUAUACGGAAAUAUUUUGCAUUCUAGUUUAGAAGACUUCCCAGCGGACCUCAUAACCUCAGUAUGCCUCUGCUAAUGACCACUGGUUCAGACUUUCCCUGGAGCCUCAUGACCUCGCUACACUGCUGUAAUAACCACUGUCUUAGGCAUCCAGCACUCUCCUAUAAUUUCCUUUCAGGGUGAAUUCUAUUUUGAAAAUAUAAAAGUAUAAUUUAUUUAGCUGUACAUGCUAUAGUAGUGCUGGGAGAACCCUUUUUUUGUCAGCUCCAAAACGGUUAGGCAAAAAAUUGGGUUCAGUGCCCAUAAUCUUAUAACAUUAUUACUGUAAAGUUUAGAAUGUCACAAAGGGAUACUUAAGAACCAGAACAACAUUAACUUAAUGAAGCAGAUUUCGUGUACAGAUCAUACCCCUGCAGUCUCACUACUAAAUUCUCUACCACUCAAGAGUUAUGUCACUUUGUUUAUACUGCCAUAGGCACACCUUCACUCAGCCUCUAACUAAUGUAGCAACUAAUCAACAAGAUGGAAAAGUAGCCAAACUAGAAGGUCAUGGUUGAGUGUGGCCUUUUAACAGAGAGAAAGAGACAGUUUUGUGAAAUAGAUGUUACUUUGGGAGGCCAUAAACUUUUUUUUUGAAGAGGUAGGUUUUGAGAUACAUCUCAAAUGAUCGAAGACUAGGGUCGAGUCUGAUGGGGCGGUAGGCAGGCUGACCCAAAGGAAAGGAGGCAUCCACGAGAAGUCUUUCAAGCACAUGUUGGCAGUCAGGGUGCAAGCAGCAGACAGAAAGAGGUCAUUGGCAGAUCGGAGAGAUCGAGAUGGGGGCUACGUACAAAUUAGUACAGGCUAGUGUUGUUUAGAGUUUUACAGGUAAGGGUUAGCAUUUUAAUUGACUCCUAUAGGGUACUGGAAGCCAAUGUUUCUCCAUUUUAUAUCUCUCUUUACAUAUGUUCUCAUUUGCUUUGGAGCAUCAAAGGAGAUUUACACUUUCUCUGUAAGUUAUUAUUCGGAUAUUGAAUUUUUCCACUAUUUCACUUGCAAUUUUGCACUUAUGUUACACUAAGUGUGAUUAUACUGUGUACACACUCUUUGUUUUUGCACAAAUUUAUGCCCUAUUUGCACUUUUUAAUAUUUAAAGGUACAGCGCACCUAUUUUAUUUGGAUUUUAUGUAUGGUGGUUUAUGAGCUUGUACACUUUUAGGUGCUGCUCCUCCUUUAUUAUCUUUAUAUUCAUUCAAUAUUAAGCACUUUUAGCGCCUUUUAUUGCUAGUUGUUUUUUUUUUUAGUAUAUAUAUAUAUAUAUAUACACACACACUGUCUAAGUGUAUUUUAAUAUUAAUAUAUAAUUAUAUUAUCAAAAUACAUGUACAAUGAUAUUGAUUAAAUAUAUAUAUAUAAUUUUCAUUAUAUAUAUUAUAAAAAAAGUAAAUAUGUAAAUACGUUAAAACAAUUAUUAAAAUUUGUAAAUUUGUUCUAACUGUAUUUUAAAAUGUUAUAUAUAUAUAUAUAUCUCAAUAUACAUGUAGAACGAAAUAAUAUAUAUAUCUAUAUACAUAAGUAUAUACGGAUAUAUCACUAUAUAUGAAUCAAAAUAAUUUUAAAAAUUUAUAUAAUUCUACGUAUAUAUUUAUGUAAUAAUUUUACAUAAUUAGCUCAUUUUAUUAAUUACAAGUUGCGGGACCUGCCUGACAACCCAGGCCAAAAGUCCAGGGAAUUUAAUUUGCUAGCACUAUAUUUAAACCUGUAACUUUCCAAGACACCAUAAAACUUGUACAUAGGGGGUACUGUUUUACUCAGAAAACUUUGCUGAACACAAAUAUUAGUGUUUCAAAACCGUAAAAUGUAUUACAACGACAAUAUCGUCAGUGAAAGUGAAAUUUUUUGCAUUUUUCACACACAAAUGGCACUUACACGGACGAUAUUGUUGUGAUACGUUUUACUGUUUUGAAACACUAAUAUUUGUGUUCAGUGAAGUCUCCCGAGUAUAACAGUACCGCUCAUGUACAGGUUUUAUGGUGUUUUCAAAAGGUAGAGAGUCAAAUAUAAGGCUUGCGUUUCAGUUUUUUCACAUUGAAAUUCGCCAAGUUGGUUAUGUUGCCUUUGAGACCGUACGGUAGCUCAGGAAUGAAAAUUAUGGCAUGAUGGCAUACCAUUUGCAAUAGUAGACAACCCAAGGUAUUGCAAAUGGGGUAUGUCCAGUCUUUUUUGGUAGCCACUUAGUCACAAACACUGGCCAAAAUUGGAAUUCAAAUAAUUUUUUUGCAUUUUUCACACACAAACAAAUAUUAACACUAACUUUGGCCAGUGUUUGUGACCAAGUGGCUACUAAAAAAAGAGAUUUGAUAGUAUCAAAGAGACAACUGGGAUUGUGGGAACAUGAACUUAUGAGAGAGGAAAAAUCUGAUUGUUUAGCAAGGAUGAGAGCUAUAGGAAUGCAAGAAUAAUUUAUAAUAGAGAAAGUCUGACAAAGUGCAAGACUUUCUUAUGCAGCUCUCAGCUAAACGGGAUCAUCUCUGCAAAUAGCAGUUGACUUGGUGUGCAACAGAGGUGCGUCCUCCUUGAGCUGCAUGUUGUACAUUAGCGUGUUCAGUUCUUGGGACUUAUCUCUUUGUCCAAUUGAGGAUGCCAUGUCAAGGUUAAAUGCAUAUUUGUUGUAUCUUUAUUUUAUUCUUAAAAGGAGACUCCAAUGCCAAAAUAAAAAUUUAAGAUCACUAUUUAGUGGAUAUGCACCCAAUGAAAACAUGCUUGUAUUUAGUUAUGUAUUUUUCAUUGAGGUUAUAUCUAUAUAACUGCAAAAGUUGCAGUAUAUGCAAUCCAUCCCCUUCUUCCUCAUCUAAGACUUUUUGUGGUUGUCCAAUCACAGACUUCUUAAUGAGAAGUCUUUGCAAGGCAGGUGCUCCGGGCAAUUGCCUGACUCUUAAAGUGACACUAUAGGCAUCAAAACAGCAGUUUUUGUUGAAUUGAUCUUACCUCUGAAGUCUCUCUGCUUAAUUAUUUGCCAUUUAGGAAAAUACUUUCUGAUUUAAAUUUUAUAUUUCUGUAAUAAAUCUAGAGAAAACAAUCUGGUGGAAAUUAAAAUAUUUCUUAAAGGGACACUACAGUCCCCUAAAGAACUUUAGCUUGCUAAAGUGCAUUGUCCUCUUUUGUGUUUUUAUUUUACAGAAAGUGCAGAUUUCAAAAGAAAGUGGCACUUUUGUAAAUUAACAGAGUUAUACCACUCUCUGUCAAUCAUAUAACUGCCCUGUUACUUCCAGGUUAUCUAGCUCAGUGGGGCUAAACUUAAAGGGACACUUUAGUCCACAGAACAACUACAGCUUAUUGUAUUUGUUUUGGUGAGUAUAAUCAUUCCAUUCAGGGUUAUUGUAGUAAACAAUCUUUCAGAGAAAAUGCAGUGUUUACAUUACAGCCCAGUGAUAACUCCACUGGCCACUCCCUAAAUGGCUGCUAGAGGUUCUUCCUGGGGCAGCACUGCCAUUCAGUGUCUCCACCCUUUGCACGGAGAUCCUGAACUUUCCACAUAGAGAUGCAUUCAUUCAGUGCAUCUCUAUGUGAUAUGGGGAUGCUGAUUAGCCAGAGCUUUGUUUGACUUUUGACAGCUGAUUGGCCAGGGAUGUGUUUGGCUUGUGGCCUCCUUGACAGUCUCAGUCAAUCCUGUCGGAAAGCAUUGUGAUUGGCUCAGAGAAUCACUUAUGAUGAUGUCGGCCAAGCAGGCAGAUCAGGGGCAGAGGCAACAGUUGCAGACUUGAAUAUAAGUAAUAUUUUAAUAUAUUUAGGGAGGCAUAGGGCUAGAUGGUGGUUUUAACACUAUAGGGUCAGGAAUAAAUGUUUGUGUUCCUGAACCUAUAGUGUUCCUUUAAUGGUAUGUUUGAAAUAUCACUUAUUCUGCAGUUUAUUCUUAUAGUUUGUUAAUGACUUAAACUUAAGCCUUGAUAACUUGUAGCACUUCUGGUUGAAUGUUGUGACAGAUGGAUACAAGAUAAAAGAAGCACAAGUUCAUCUGAGGUUAUAGGAGGGGAUGUUCCUCAGCUAGAUGUGACCAAGCAUUGGGUAACAUAUUUAAUAGUUUAAGUUGAAAACCUAUUGUUUGUUUAUGUUCUUAAAAUUGUAUCAUUUUAAAUAUGGUUUCGUAGCAUACAAAAUGGUUGCAUUAGGUUCAAAUUGUCUAACGUAUAUUGUAAAUUUGUGUUUAAAGUAGAUCUUUUUAUUUUUGAGUAUUUCUUAAUGAAAUUGUCAUUUUAAUUGAAAUUUUAAAUCGAUCAAAAGAUCUAAGACAAAGAACUACAACUUCCAUGCAUUUAGAAUGACAAAGCAUCAUGGAAGCUGUCGUUUUAAAACAUCUGUGGAUCUAGCCUCUGGGCAAUAUUCCUCAAGUCCCCUCAACUUCCACACACCAAGUGAUCAUGUCAGCUUUGGGUUCAAAAUAUGAAAGAGCCACUUUAACAUUCAUUUAAUAAGCAGCUAGGUUUAUUGGUAAAACGGAAAUUUGGAACAAAUUUUAUAUGUAAAACAGAUGUGUCCACUUUUCAAUAUUGAUUUCUUAGGAUGUUUCCUUAUUUUAGUCAAUAUGUAGCCCAUAUUGAAAUCAUCCCUCUUUUUUCUGACAAAUGUAUUUCUCUUCUUCUCUGUGAACUCUGUUUUAAAUUUUUAUGCAGAAUAUGAUAGAAGCCUGAUCUGUCAGUUCUUCAGAGCACUCAUAAGGGUUUCUGUAUGAUAUCCUACAAAACCAAAAGGGUUUAAAAUUCAUAGACUGCAUUAUCAUAAGAAAAUGUGCUAAACUUUGCAUAAAUAUCUUUAAAAAAUAACUUUUAGUUAUUUUACUUUAUUAUAUAUUUCUUAUAUUAAGCAAGUUUUCCAUAUAACUUCAGGCAUGCACUCCAAAGGCAAACCUACAAACACUUUUUUUGAAGCUUAUUGAAAAAAUAAUUUAGGUAUUGCAAUAAAUACAAUACAAAAAAAAAUGUAUUUAUACCUGUGUGAAGAACAAGUAUGGUAUAGUUUAAAACAUAUACACAGUUGGGUGCUACUGUCACAAAUGCGUGAAUAUAGUUACCACUCAGGGUCCAGAUAAUAACAUAGUAUGAGAGCAAAUAUGGUGAAGUAUUUAAUGAUGACAAAUUUAAAAUCAAAAUAAUGAAAACACACUCACAAAAGUGGCACAAAAAAAAUUAGUGUGCACGAAAGCGUUGCAGCCACCAAUGGGCUAGGUCCCCCUAGAGAGAGUCUGCCAAUGGUACCUAUGGAUGCCUAUAGAUCAAUGUGUGCCAGUCCAGGAAUACCCUUAUUGGAAGGAUGGAUACAAUCUCCGUGGUCCUGCAGGUACUGGCUUUAAUCUCAAGUCUUCACUGGGGGCACUUGUGCAAGCUCAAAGUUUUUCAUCCUUAAGACUUUUUCAAGAGCUGUAUCUUCUUUCUGUACUUCAGCAUUUAAAUGGCGUUUCGCGCGGCUUUCUAUUACGUGCGCAUGUGCAAAACGGGGGGAGAUUGUGACGUAUAACUUCGUGUCUCAAUUUCCCCUCGCGCAAUCGCACGCGUCCAGUUUGGAACGCGCAUACAUUUAUUGGUGCUCUACGCAAGAAGACACACAUUCCGAACAAGUAAUAAAAAUCUUGUCGGAAACAAGUGCGGUAGCGCUGCAAAAUAAAGAGAAAAUCCAAUGUAUUCAAAGAGAAAAGAUAGUAACCCCUCACAAAUUGAUUGUAAAUGGAAUAAUGAUAAUGCAAAUAUGUAGAUAAAAGUAAACGUUCAUAAUAUAUAAAAAGCAUAUUUAUAUGAGUACUUCAAAAAUCUGAUGGUAUGUAUGUAUGUAUGUAUGUAUAAAAUCAUUUGUGUGGGUCAAGAAAAUAAAUGAUACAUAUUAAAGGGACACUAUAGUCACCCAGACCACUUCAACUAAAUGAAGUGGUCUGGGUGCCAGGUCCCUCAAGUUUUAACUGUUCAGAUGCAAACAUAGCAGUUUCAGAGAAACUGCUAUAUUUACAUUGCAGGGUUAAUCCAGCUUCUAGUGGCUGUCUUCCAGCCAUCACGCAGAGCGUCCAUAGGAAAGCAUUGAGAAAUGCUUUCCUAUGGACACUUUGUGCGUGAGGCAUUGCCGCACAUUCGGCUCCGCUGACGUCCCGGCGCUGGAUUAAGGUAAACUGCUGAACGGGUUUUAACUCCUUCAGCGCCACGGGAGAGGGACCCUGAGGGUGGGGGGACCCUCAGGGCACUAUAGUGUCAGGAAAACUGCUUUGUUUUCCUGACACUAUAGUUAUUCUUUAAAUAUAUACAAACUAGUCAAAAGUGCACAAUGGCUGCAACGCUUUCUUGCACACUAAGAUCUAUUUCUUUUUGUGCCACUUUUUGUGUUUUCAUUGUUUUGAUUUUAAAUGUAUCAUUAAAUAUUUCACCAUAUCUUUUCUCUUAUACUUUUUUACAUGUUAUCAUCUGGGACCUGAGUGAUUACUAUAUUCACACAUUUGUGACACUGGCACCCUAUUGUAUAUAGGUUUUAAACUAUACCACACUUGUUCUUUAUAUUGUUGGUAUUUGGGAGUGCUCCCAUUGACAAAUAAUGUCAAUGUAUAAAAUCCUAGUCACAAUAAAUAUCUAAACCAGAAGCAAGUAGUAUCUGCACAAUAUCCCACUGAGGGAGUAAUAUCAAUGGUGAGUGCAGAGGUAAAACCUUCCUGGUAACAGUGUGUUACAUCACUGUUGCAAAUAAAAGUUCACUGUGCUCUAAGCAAUGGCACUGAAAUUGAUACAGUUCACAACAAAGUAUUAAGAGAAAGUGAAUCAAUAGAGAACAGUGUUUCCAGCUAGACAAGGUACUCAUUGUCCCACCUUUUGCCAGCCCCAGGAGGUUAGUCAACUACGGUGGUUGAGCAUUCCCAGCGCUCUGGUUGUAAAAUGGAGGGUUUCCACUUCCCGUGCACAAUUAAGUGAAGGAAAACGUAUGCUGUAGGCCUGCCUUGCUGCCAUGUGUAUUCUCAAUCCACUGAUGUUCGACCAGGUGUGUGCACGUGUCUGAUCACCUGCUCCUGGAAACUUAUUGAAAGUUCCCGCCUCACGCGUUUCGUGGCGCUAUCGGCCUGAAUAUUCAGUGUAGGUUUGUGCACAGGCUUGUGACUAAUAAUUCCAUUCUUUUUCAGGCCAGACUGGCUUGUUGGAUUUAUCCCAGUGGACUGCAGUAUCUUACCUUGAGUGAUUUAUAACAUUUUGACAUUUGCUCACCCAGCCAAGUUGGCCAUUUGAACCUUGUGAGUCUUACAUUGGUAGGCAGUGCAUAUAUUUGCUUAUUUAUUCCAUACCAUUUUUGAGAAUAAUAUCUUUCCUAUCUAUUCAGCACCUCUUUCUACUCAGAUGUCAAUAAAUGUAACACAAUUAACACAGAUUAAAAUCCCUAUAUUUACAAUCAAUACUUUUCUUUGAGGACCGUUAUCAAGCUUGACACUAAUUCAUUAUUUUUCAUUGUUUCUAUCAAAGAAAUAAAAUGGAGUGGGUAGAACUCUUAUUUUCCUGCAGUGACACAGAAUGAUUUAAUCUUAGAUUGCUUCAGAUAGCUAAUGUGCUUACAGUCUGCCAUCCUUACUCUUACCCUGGCCAAUUUCAAGAUGUUAAGAAAUGCAUAUUUAUUGCAUUCCACCACACACGUUUUGAUGUCUCCUUUUUCUUGUGACUUCUAAUAUGCCUUUCCUUUUUUUGUUGAACUUUGCAAUGAAAAUGUCCUGCAGCUAAAUUUGGCUCAUAAAUGGCUGAUUAGCUGUUUCCUCCAGUGUACUGUAAAAAGGAUUUUAAAAGAGGAAAUGUACAGAAAAAUUACCCAGGAAUGUUUGCUUGAAAGCUACAGGGAAACUAAUCCUACUUAUUUUGCAGCAGCAUGCAACUUGAAGUGUGUAUGAUUUUUUUUUUAAUAUAUAUUGCAUUAAAAAGAUUUUUCAACUUCUGCAUUGAAAAUUCUCUACUUUGUAUGCUUUUGCUUAUUAAGUGGAUACUCUCGCACCAAAAUAGCUUUAGCUUAGACUGACACUAUCCGCUCAUUAAAGUGGUCUGGGUACAGUGUCCCUAUUGCACUUAGUGCUGCAAUGUCUACCAGACUGCCACUAGAGGUGCUUUCGGAAUGUUACCAGACUUUUGGUCCACUAACUGACGCUUGACAUCCGCAUGCAAAGCAUGCGGACAUCUAGUGCCUAUUUCCCCUUAGGAAAGCAUUGAUUCAAUGCUUUCCUAUGGGGAGGCCUAAUGUGCGCGCGGCACUCUCCAAGCAUUUGCAUUAGCGCCCCCUCGUCGAGUGAUGUCAGAGUAGGCAAAGCUUUUUAACCCUUUAUUAUAUGCAUUUAGGAUUAUACUGCCUAGAUUUUCUUUUAAAACAGCAUCUUGAUGACUACAAAUGCCUAACAGACUUCCAGUUCAGUAAGAGGACACUCACAAGGGUCUAUUCACUUCAUGCACAAAAUUAUAUUAACUUGUGUGUUAUCAUUAACCAACCGCAACUACAUUGGGAUAAAUAAAUAAUGAGUUACAUCCAGGGAGGAUGGAGGAAGUGGUGUCAUUUAAAAAAAAAAAAAAAAUAUAUAUAUAUAUAUAUAUAUAUAUAUAUAUAUAUAUAAACACCAAUACAAAAAUGGAUAUUGCAUUUUUUUAUGUGCACUCUUAAUGCAUAAUACUACAUAAUACUAAUACAUUAGAAAUCUAUGAAACUUUCCAAUUGAAAACUGUGAAUAUCAGAAAUGCAAGAUAUAUAGCACUGAGGCAUAUAAAACCAAUUUGUUAAUAUCAAAGUGAAGUCUAUAUUUAUAGGUCUCUUUCUAUAUCCAUUAUUUAUUGUAUAAGGCUGUGGUUCCCAAACUUUUUAAAUUCAAGGCGCCCUUAAUAUUUCAGUGGCACCCCAAGUCUAAAUGUCUAGGUUGUAUAUCUGUACGUGUGUGUUUGUAUGUAAUGUUUGCGUUUGAUUGCAGGGGUGUGUCUGAAUGUAAUGUUCACUUUUAAAUGUGGAUGUACAUUUGUGUGAAGUAUUUAUUUGUGUUUGAGUGAAGGGGUGUGUUUGUAAAUAUUUGUUUUUUGAGUUUGCGUGAAGGGGUGUGUGUGUUUGUAUGUAAUAUUUGUGUUAGAUUGUAGGAGUGUGCUGGUGUUUGAUUGGAUGUAUGCACAUACACUACCACAUACAUACACAGAUAUUCAUGCACAUUAACACACAGAUGUAUAUAAAUACACAGACACAUACACACAUAUAGAUACACACAAAUAUUGAUACAUGCCUACACCAUGACACAGAUACACACACACACACACUGACAUAAAACCACACACCCUGACACACAGAGGCACAUACACAGAUGUGUGCGCAGAUACUGAAGCACACUGACAUAGGUACACACACAAACAGAUGCAUACCCUGACAGACACUCUCACUCACAAACACCCUGACACUACACACACACACACUCAUACAUACUCACAAAAAUACAUUCAUACACAUACUCAUGCUCUCAUACAUAUACACACACUUACACUAAUACACACACUCAUACACUCACACACAAGUUAUUUUAUUAUAUCUCUAGCCACCUUCUUGUCGCGGUCAUAAAGGACCGCAGCACUCAACCUCGUCUCUGUAGAGCAGUAAUGUUUCCCCGGUUCUAUAAUCAUAGCAUUGGGGAAACAUUCCGCGGCACCCCUGUGUGCAGAUCGCGGCGGCCCAGUGAAUGGCCUCCUUCUGCCUCCACCCCAUGUGAAGCAAGGAUAAGGAAACCCAAUGCCAAUGGCCCAGUGAUUGGGUCUUUACCAUUGUUUUAAACGACUUAGUCAAACAAAAUCCAGCCCAAGGAAUGGCUUGCCAUGUGGUGCCCCAUCUCUCUGGCGUUUCCCAUUCUAGUUAUUUUGUUUGAGAGACUCACUGGCACUGCCAUUGAAAUGCUCUUUGCCACACUAGCCAGGAAGUUGAAGGCCACUUGCCACUCCUCUUCCUUCCUAGAAAACUCUCCCUCCCUAAAAACAGACUGGAGGAAGGAAGGAGGAAGACUUUCACUGUGUCUUCAUUUGUGGUCUGAACAACAAAGGAAGACAACAUGGUUCAAGUGGCAAAUUACAGUCACAAAGUCAUAUCUCAAGCCAUGAGAAAACAUGUGGUAAAAGUGGUAAUGUACUGAAUUCUAACACAAAUUGCUUUCCUACUCAUUUCUAUUUUGUUACACCAGUGUGCUGUCCCAUGCUUUUAUUUCAUUAUGUUGUGUUUGCAUGUUUUUUGUUUUUUUUUAUUCAUUGAUGCAUCAGUACUUAAAUCUUGUUUUAUAGACACCAAAUUGAAUAAUAUCAGUUGCUACAGAUGAACUCAUUCUUAGGUAAUAUUUGCCUCAAGGUUCAUCUAUUUUAAUGUUUUGAAGCUGUUACCAUAACCAACUUUUUUUUUUUUUUUUUUUAGGGAAACUCGUGGCUGUUGCAGUAAUUGAUGAUAAAAAUAAUUCAGCUGAGCACACAGGGUAACAAAAGAUUUUAUUAUUUUUACCAAAAAUAUGUACCUUUUAAUUAGAUUAUUCUUUAAAACGAACUAGACAGACAUUGGCUAUAGCUUUUGCUUAUGUUUCUCACAGAGAAAUACUUUUAAGUUUGUUAGGAGCUAAAAGCCCUGUGCAAACCUGUAAUAUGCUACAGUUUUUUUUUUGUUUUGUUUUGUUUUAUUCCCUAAUGUUGUAUAUAUAAUCGUAUAAAAUGAGCUUGUGCACAUCAUGGAUUUAAACUGCACAAGAAAAUGAUCUACGAAUUAGAGAAAAAGUCACUGCAACAUUAAACAUUACAUUUUUAUCUAGUUCAUGUGCAUAGUCACACUUAAUAAUCAUCAUCAUUGUUCUCAUUAGCUGUGCAGUUAACUUUUUUUUUUCUUUUUUUUUUUGCCGGCAAUGAUAUUACAAAAUAAAUUACAUUUUGUAAUUGAAUAUUGGAUAGUCUUGUGCCUCCUUACAGUCUGUUAGCACAUUUACCUGUAGCUUCUUAGGAACAGUAUAGGGCAAUGGUGCUGAUGAUACUAUGCCAGCAGUUUUAAAAUAUCUGGGGGUCUACAGUUUGGACACUCCUGGUAUAGAGCAGUUCCAAAGUCAGGGAUCAGAAACCUUCAGCACUUCAGAUGUUGUGGUGUUAUGUAUUUUUUUUUUUUGCCAGCGUUGUGGCUAUAAGAGCAUUAUGGGAGAUGUAGUCCUCUACAUCUGGAGUGCUGAAGGUUGCCUACCCCUGUCCUAAAUAUUAAACUGCUGGUUGCACGAAGGCUGGUUUGGAUAGAACAUCUUGUAUUAGAACUUUAGCUCUUAACUGCUGUUCUAUACCUCUAUUAUUGUACCUCUCGUCAUUUGACUUGACAGUUCCCAAGAACAAAGUAGUCAUGUUUUUUAUAAUUUGAUCAGUCUUAUUUAAUUAAAGGGCUUAUCCAGUUAUUAAACUUCCGCAGGGCUUCGUCUCCUGCAAACACACUUUUUUUCUUCUAGGAUGACUGCUGUAUAUAUUAGGAUUUCUGUAUAUGACUGCUGUAUAUAGUAGCUACCAUCUGACUAUUUCAGAUUUAUACACUACUUAACCAAUUUAAACUUGUAUGUCUAAAUAUUGAAAAUAUUAAUUUCCUUUUUCUUUUAGCUUGAAGUCUAUUGUUCAAGAUGUAGCAAAAAACUACCGGGAUCAUUUUCAUCGGUAUAUCAAUAUUCUUUCUUUUCUUUUUUCUUUUUUUUUUUUUUUUCUCACCCCCCUCCCUCCCCAACUUCCUAACAUUAUAGUGUCCUGUUACAAGUUUACAUUGCAGUGUUUUACAUUGCACUGUUGGUGACAUUGCAGCCAGACCCUUUCAUUGAUAUGGGUGCCUAUAGUAUUUGCCCAUAGCAUUUGAUUGGUGUACACAGGAUUUACUAACAAAGCUCAUUUCCCAUUCACAAUCCUUCUUUUUUAUUUUAUUUUUUUAAACAGUAUUUUUUAACAUGAAAUUAAAUAAUCUUUACUGCAUGCUAAAAUGUGCAUAUAUUUAUUUACAGAGACUUUCAGUUUGGGCACAUGGACGGGAAUGAAUACAUCAAUAGCCUGCUAAUGGAGUAAGUGCUUUAAAAUGAAGUAUAAUUUUGGCUGCAUAGGUUGGCAUUAUUUCUGAAUGUUGACGUAGAAUAUUUUCAAUUUCAAAUGUAUCAGAUGUGGCUGAGUUUCAUUUGAAUACUCUGUGCGUGCUGUGUUCUUGUACCAUGCAUCCAGCUGUGUGCUUAAAGCACCAUAAUCACUUCAGUGUUCUGUAAGUAAUCCUUAAAGUGGGAACAAAAAAUCUUUUCAACUUUUGCAAGAAUGAUUUGGGCUUGCUGACUGACUUUUAAUAGAUUUGUGUGAAUUUUCUUUUUGAUCUCUCCUGGAAUACUUUGCUUUUAAGGCAGGUUAGAAAUGAUUUGGAUUGAGAUACAGUCAUUCGGUGAGUUUUCUUGUAGCUUCCUGCUUUCACUCGGCUAACGCUCCAUGUGUUAUAGAUAUAUAACAUUUAAAGUUUUUUUUAGCCAUUUGCCAAUAUGAUGUAGUUAUGGAUAUCAGAUUUUCUUUAAAAGUGUUUUAAUUUGUAUUAUUUUUACUUUUUCCAAAACACAGAUAUUACCAGCAGCUAUUUAUCUUAAUGCAUUAAGUUGAAAUAUGUCAUCCUAUCUUGAACAGUUUAAGAAAUCUAAGCAAUCCAUAAAGAUUUUUUUUUGUUAUUUUUAUUAUAUGUUAGGUGACAUACCUAAAAUAUUACUAAUGCAUGUACAUGUCCCAUAUAGCAAUAACUGCUUAUUUUGGAAGUACAGAUUUGUAAUACACAGUAAUCAAAGAUUUGAAAUGGAAGCCAGUUUUCAUCUUGCAUUUAUGAGUGAAUUUUGUAGUAUACAAAUUAAGAUCACUGAUAUGUGUUUAACAUCACAUUUUCUAUUGCAAUUUGAUUAAAGGUAAAUACAAUAAACUUGUAAAAGGUUUGUUAAAGUACUGCAGGAAAAUAGCUUAGAAUGACACACUUCACACACAUGUCCCAUUUUGUACUCCGCAAGAAAGCUUACAAUUAAUGUAGAGGCUCUGCCUCACUUUUUACAUGUUGGCUUUAGUACUUGAAAUGGUGCUUGAAAUGUUCCUCUAAAAAAAUUAAUUUAUAGCUUUAUUGUGGUUUGUGAUUUUAGAAUUCACUUGCGAAUUGCUGGGUUAAAAUAUACUGUUUUUACGGAGUUCCAAGAUGGCGUCUGGCCAUGUGGCUUGGGAAUUCCAAGAUGGCCACCAGCCAAGUGCUUCCAGGAGCACCAAUAUGGCCACCGAUCAUGUACUUUCUGGAGCACCAAGAUGCCUGCAGUUCAUGUACUUCAAAGAGCAUCAGGUUGCCACCAGCCAUGUUUCCUGGUGUUACCUAGUUUAGAUUAACCAUAGACUUCAACAGAGCUACUGGAAACCCACAUAUAUUUGCAAGCAUUCAAAGCUAACCCUUUAAUUUUGAAAAGCUAUAAUUUAGAUUAUUAGCUGCAUCAGGUAUUUUGACAGAUAUAUUCUAACAGGUAACCCUAGUAGUGCAGCAGAAGAGAAUGUUAAAUAAAAAGAUGUUUGACACCCUCCACAAUGGGUUACCUUAAAAAUGAACCUACUAGGUCCAUAUGACCUUUCCAGCCUACUGUGCUUACCAAAGAAAAUCAGACCAUCUGUGCUCCCCAUGCCAACACAAACUUACUAGCACUGUGUAUUUGGAACAAACCUUGUCUUAAGCUCACAAACUCUCCCCGUCUUUCCUUAGCUACCCCAAUUCUGCAUCCCCACAUUCCUUGCCAGGCCCUCGAAUGAACAUGGAAUUACCCACUUCUACCAUAUCUACCUUCACAGGAAACUGUUAGACUUAGAUUCCCUGAUGACAAAAUAUGAUUUACCCCUGACUUUGAACUACUCAUACAUACAACUGAAAUCUUUUCUACAACUACUGUUAUUGACCAGCACACUGCACAUAUCACACACAAAGACCCCCACACCUUGGGAAUUAAUUUGUAUACGAGGAUGUUUACCUAUCAUCUGUAAACCGAUCUCCAUGUGCUACAAAAUGCAACUUGAUUUCCAACCCUUCACUAAUUCGACUCUGUCAGAGCUAAACUGUGAGAUCUCGCAGACUCAAUGGGAAAAAAUAUUUAGGGCACCCAAACAACUUAUUAAAUUGGCUUUCCUCCUGGGACAACAGCGUAAAAUGUGAUAUAGGUGGUUUAUUGGUUCCCAGAGAGACUGCACAAACGUUGUUAAAAAAAAUGCAACAGACACAUGGGCUCAGUUAUGCACAUUUGGUGGCAAUGUAGUCGGCUAGACACCUUUUGGGCCGUCAUUAAAAACCUCAUACUAGAGGCCACCACCCACUCACUGCUUCUUGAGCCACUAAUAUACUUACUAAUGUGUCUACCUGUAGACAUCCCAGCCCACUUGAAAAAACUAACCUACUACAUCUUGUUGACUGCUCAUCGCCUAAUUGCAAAAGCGUGGAAAACUCAAUCAGCCCCUUCCACCUAUGGCCUACUAUCAGAAAUAGAUGUGCAACAUUUUUAUGAGCGCCAAUAUAGGGAAAUUUUUUUCCCACUCUGACUGUUAUAGAAGCUUGGAAAGCUUGGGAUUCAUGGAGAUCGGUAAACACGCCAAAGCUGUAAACAAUGUAUGGUACAUAUUAUUGACCAAAAAAGUUGGGUCCCCGUGCGCAGGAGGGAAGUUCCGCCUCGUCUGUGGAUGAGCACUCACAAGUACUUGUUGUCUUUUAGCUGUCCUACCUGUAACCAAGCAUUACAAUCAGUAAAAGAUAAACUCCGUUUAAUAUCGUGAUGCCUACUGAGGGGAUGGAGAGUAUAAACUGGGGCUCCUGUCAUGACCUGUCAUGAGCUGUGAAAUGCAUGUCUGUAACUGUACCACUCUCAUGUAUAACAAAGUUGUGACUGACUUGUAAAUACCCCCCCCCCCCCUCAAAUGUAAUAAAUUACUCAAAUUUAAAAAAAAUAAAAUGUUCGAAAAAAUAGUACUAAUAAAUAUAUUCUAGCUAAACACGUGUAAUGCUAACUAGACAAUUAUCUUUUGCAUUACUAAUCGUAUAUUUCCCAUGAUUGCAGUUAAAACAUAUCAAAGGAUAUCCAAGCAAUUAAAUCUAAACACAAGUAUAAAAAUAUAAAGAAAUUAUACAGUUUUAUACUUAGAGUCCCAGGAUCCUGGAUGAAAUGAAGAUGAGGGUUUCUACUGCUCUUGGUAGAUCAACCUUCAUGUCCCUUGAUAAAAAAAAUAUUGGCCUAGAGCACACAGUUGCAGCUUGAGAAUUAGUAAGGCUGCCAGGACCUCUGAAUAGCCCUGUGCCCUAUAACUGCUACAUGCUGAAUACAAAUAAGAAAAUCUCCCCCAUGAUGACCCUACCUCUGCGAGCUAAAUCCUGGAAUUAAAUAGCUCAUUGCCCACCCACUAAAUUGCAUAUUCUGCUCCUAUUCUCUACUCGUUCCUUACCUGACGCAUGCAUCUCAGGAACAGUUAAACUAGUUUAACUGUAUAUUACUUCACGAGUAACUAUAUUGUUAGGACUAUAUAACCAGUUUCCAGGACUACAGGAGCAAUUAUAGUCCUAAAAACUGUCACUUAUCCAGGGAAUAUUUGCUAAAUAUUGAAACUCAAAGUCUAUAACUUAGUGAGUUAUGGGCGCAAAAGCACAAAUAGCAUUAAAACUGUUACUCAUAUUUGAUAUCCAUGACAAGCAUUAAUUUAACUAGCCAAUCGAAUGCUGUUAUCUUCUUUUUAAAAAUAAAGGUGACUUCUCCUUGACCUCACUUGCAUUUGCUUUGUUAUAUUUCUUUUCUUUUCUUUACAGUGAUCUCAGCAUCCCUACGUUUGUUGUACUUAACACCUCCAACCAGCAGUAUUUCCUUCCAAGCAAACCAAUUAAGAGUACAGAAGACAUGGUGCAAUUUAUUAAUGGCAUUCUGGAUGGCACUGCAGAGGUAAAUACAAGUUCUCUGCCUCAACCUACAUUUCAAAUGUCAUAUGGAUGCUUAGCUAUCAUUAACCAAAAUAUUUUGAGAAAAAAAUUGUAAUCUCUACAAAAUGUGAUAUAUAUAAAGUAAUCUUUUGAUUCAGGUUAGUUAAUAACGGUUGCUUGUAAAGCAGUCUACGGAGUAAGAACAUUGGUCUGUACAAAACUGCCUCUAUCUUAACUACAUAUUUUACUGCUAGAAUAGGUUCAUAUAGUGUUUAUUAUUAUUUUGCACUAUUAUGUAUGGUGUAAAAAAUAUAAUUAAGUGACUAUUUCACUUUGUUUGUUACAAUAAAUAUGAAAUCUGAUGACUACAUACUUGUCAUUCUUCCACUGCUAUUUUCAAAGGGUUUAGCAGUGUUAACUGAAGUCCGCAUAAAACCUUCUCUUUUAAUAACCUGUUAAAUUAACAGCCAGUAUUAUAUAUCACAAAUGAUAGAAUUUUGUAUUAUUCUAGUACUCUGUUUUAUAUUUGCCCUUUUUAAAUACACUGAAUAAUUACGAUCGCUGUUCUUAAUACCAUUUUUCUUAAUGGAAUAAAUUCAGGCACAAGGCGGUGAUGGAAUACUGCAGAGAAUCAAGAGGAUAGCUUUUGAUGCAAAGUCCACUGUCGUAGUAAGUAAAAUGGCUUUGAAAGUGGAUAAAAUCACUAACAUUUUUAAAUUUUGCCCAACUUUUCUCUGUUAAGACCUGACUGUUCAUUUAAUUUACAAAUUUAGCCUGCUACAAAUGCUACUUGAUGGAGAUUGUAUGAGCAAUCCAAAGAUAUUUAAAAGAUAUUUAAUCUGCACUUCUUAGAUCCUCAUUUUCUACAGUUUCCAUUAAAAUAUACAAAUACAUUUUUUUCUUAAGUUGCAUAUUUUCCUUUUAUAAGGUACGUAUAUAAGUAAAGUAAAAGAUAUUCACGCACACUUACCUGGAGCUUUAAUACAGCUCUAGUGUAUGCGCCUGGGCGGAAUAAUUCCCGCCUAUGGAUCAAGUGCAGAGGCAAUUCUUCGAGUUAUAGGUGUGCUAGGGGGUAUCCUCAUAAAAAACAAACAAAAAUAGUCAAUGGUGAAGUAUGUAAAGCUAUGAAGCGAGGGUAGGUAAAAACUAUAAAAUGUACACUCACGUGUAAUGGAGCCGUAAAACCUGGCUCCUCUGAUAGCGCUUGAAAUGGUAUGAUCCCCCCCACUCAAGGAUACUGGUGUAAAUAUAAAUUCUUCCGUCCGUGUAUAUGUGGAGAAAAACAAACAGAACCACAAUAGUGUACACAGUAAAAAGGAGUGUAAGCAGAAAGUUAAACCUACUCUCAUGCCAAAGAGCAAGUUCCGGUUUGCUCAAUCCAAAGUGCUUGGGUGGUACGAUCCCCACCAGGGAUAUAGCUCCAAACAAUCCAACAGCAGCAAAGUUAGGUCCAAUUAAAAAAGAACUUUAAUGUUAAAACAAUAAUAAAAAUAAUACAAUAUAUAAUAAAAUAGUGAUAAAGUUAUAAACAAUACACUUAACGCGUGUUUAUAAACACUUUUGAUAAAGCUUAUCCAAGGAGAAAUGCGUUAAGUGUAUGGUUUAUAACUUUUUUAUCACUAUUUUAUUUUAUUAUAUAUUGUAUUCCUUUUAUUAUUAUUUUUUAACAUUAAAGUACUUUUUUAAUUGGACCUAACUUUGCUGCUCCAGUUUGCUGCACCUGUAUCCUUGAGUGGGGAUCAUACCACUUCAAGCAGAGGAGCCAGGUUUUAUGGCUCCAUUAUACGUGAGUGUACAUUUUAUAGUUUUUGGACAAAUAAGCAAACAAUGGUGAGAGCACUCAAGAAGAUAAAUAAAUAUUACCCAAAUUGGCAGUCAUAUAAUUCUCUGAAAUUAAACAAAGAAGAAAGACAUAGGGUAAUAAAGUUUAGACUCAAAUAAUAGAAUAUAUGUAAGAAACGAAAAAACAAAGGAAAGAGGGCGCACCUUUAAUAAAAAUAUAUAAAAUAAAUAAUAUAAAGCUAAAAAAUAUAUAUAUUAAAAUAAAAAAAAGUCCAAAGUAACAGUCCACAAUAAAUGGAGAACGUUCUUGUAAAAUAUACCUUGUCAAGGAUUACUGAGGUGCUGAACCUUCCCCAAUGUUUUUAAACCUUUUAAUUUACCUUUGCACACAUCCUACACCUAGAUUGCCUGUGAGCUUACAAUCUAAAGGUAUAUUUUUCUUUCAUAAGGCACAUAUGCACAAUUAAAUCUCAUGGUCUUUAAUCAUGUGUUUGAUUAAACCAAAUUCACCUUUGCACACAUCCUACACCUGGAUAGCCUGUGAACUUAAAAUCUAAAGGUAAGUAGCUAGCACAUUGUAUAUAAAGCCUUAGGAGUGUUAUCAAGUUGGCUUUUUUUAUAUGUAUCACAGACUCUUUAAACGCAUAACACCGUUACAGCAUUCUAUGCCGUCCGCAACAUAAUGGGUGUUUUAACUACUUUGUGGCCUGGAGCCGGCUGCUGACUUACUGUUCCGGCGCAAUGGGGACUGCCUGACAGCCCGGGAAGUCCCCAUCCUGCAAUUCAAGCCCCCAAUCACUUGGCUCCAGUAGCUUCCCAUAGAGCUGCCUCAGCUGUCAGGUCAGGCCCUAACUGCUAAAAGUAAAAAAAAAAAUUAAGGCACCAAUUAUUAUUAUAAUUAUUAACAACUUGGACAAUUGCCUCCAUCCUAAAGGGGUUAAUGUUCUUCUGUCUCUCUAAUAGGGAACAUGGAUGAAAUGAUUUAACAAUAUUUUAAAAUGACUUUCAUAUACAGUAUGCAGGCAUAAUUAAAUUAUUAAAGAAAGUGCUUAUGGUAUGUAAACCUGUUACGUAUUCUGUUACUAAUAGUAUGGUUUUUGUUUUUUCCUGUUUUAAACUAGUCUGUUUUCAAAAGUUCCCCUCUUCUUGGCUGCUUUCUGUUCGGUCUGCCACUGGGUGUCAUCAGUAUAAUGUGUUAUGGAAUCUGUACAGCAGACACGGAUGAUGGCACAGAAGAAAUGACCAGAAAAGACGUGAUUGAUCAGAAUGUAUCAGAUGAGGGCAGUGAUGAAGAACAAGAUGAGGACAAGAAAGGAGAGAACUCCACUGAAGUGUCAGAUGCAGACCAAGAAGAAAAAGAUUUUAUAGAAAAGAAAAAGGAUUAACUUCUGUGUAGAUGUGAUAGUUCUCUAGGAAUCCACAAAAAGAGAGAAAGAAAAUGUAUUUAUUUAACUCAGCCACUUACAAAAAUGUUUAUCAAAAGAAAAAUGUGUGGACCCUGCUACACUUGGCAUUCUUUGCUUUUCCAAUUUUUUUUACCUAAUGGAAGUAUCUGGCAAACAAUAUAGAAUUUAAUAAACUAUUGUGAAACAAAGAGACAAGAUAGAAAAAUAUUUUUUUUUUUUUUUUUACAUUACAAUAUAUCGCCACUAGACAUCUUAUUUUAUUUGGUGCAAACAGGUGCAUUAAAUACAAUUGAAGAUGUUUGUGUUACUUUCCAUCGCCUUACAAACUCCAGAUAAAUAUAAUCAUUUUAACAUUUUUGUACCUUGGCUCACCAGCUCCAUAGACAUGAGGGCCAUUUUCUAUUUUUGUAUGCUGGCUCACAAGCUCCAUGCAUGUAGGUCAAUUUUAUAAUACAAGGUCUGAAUUUAGUUCACACACUCUAUGCAUGUAGGGAAUGUUUACAUUAUUUCUUUCAAUGAUUGAUAACCUGACUAUUAUGGUAAAAUAUUGCCCAUCGGAGAUCUAUACAUAAGACUGUACCUAGCUAAAACAUGGCAUUUUACUCAGAGAUGAAAGUAUCACAGAUUUUAUGAUUUCCUUAAUGUUGAUUUGAAAUAUAUUUGUAAAGCAAAUUUAAAAAUUUCUUUUCAAGUGUAUUUUUAUAACUUCUGUAAAUUGCAGUUUUCUGAGAUUUCUUUUAUGAUGUUAAGAUGAAUGUCAUAAUACUUUUUUAGCCAAUUUAGUUAUCCUUAAAUAAGUUUCAUAUUCACACCACUUAACGUCAUAAUGUUUUGAAGUAAUUUGGCUGUGUCUUCUACACUUGCUAUAAUACAAUGAUGUGUGUUAAUAUAAUUCAGAUAUAAUAAAUUGCCUUUGUCCAACUUGACCGUUUAGAAUUGGAGUAUUAAUAUAUUUCUGUUUUUGAAUCAGAAGAAUUGUAAAAUGAGUUGCACAUUAGGAAAGUAGUGCAUUGAUGUAAUUAUAGAUAAAGGGUAGUUUCAAUCUAUGUAUGUAUUCCUAUGUACAUGAAAGUACCAUUACUGAUUUGAAACGGUGAUAUUGCAGAGAAUGUAUUCAGAAUCUCUGGAGAGAUGCAUUUGGGAAAAGUCAGAGGAAGCUUCAUGGCUACCAUGGUGAUUACCAUAGUAAAACAAAUGUAUGCUGCUGCAUGUGUUUAUUUUAUUCCUUUUUUCCAGGAAGUGAUUGAGCUACUUUCAUUUUGGGCCUUUAUUUCUUUGGAUCACAACAAAGAACAACAUUUUUGCUGCACAGAACUCUAUAUGUGUGCACCAAUUACUCAGAGACUCAGCAGCCUACAUAUUCAUAGUACGUGGUCAUGCAUGCAGGGUUAGUAUCCCAAAAUGCACAAAAACACUGGUUAAUUUACAAUAUCCUUAUAGGGAAAAUUUAAUUUUUGUCAUGCAGUUAAAAAUAAGCUCAUGUGAUGCUUCUGUAUCACAUGGAAUACUACAAAAUCUGUUUAUUAUUGUAGAAAUGCAGAUUAGAUGUUUUUCAAUAAAACAAUCAUUUAAAUUGAUUUCCACCAUGGGGGCAGGGCCAGCCUCGGCGAUGUAGAAAAUGUAUGUUAAAUACUUUUUAAUUCCUAAACAUGUAGUCCAGCACUAUAGUGUUAGGAGUUAAAACUGAAAUAUUUACUGUUCUACAAAGACAUAUUCUGGUUACGUGUCAAGUCACAUUAUAUAGUUAAUGAAAAAGUUACAAAGUAAUAGUCUAAAAUAUAUUUGGACACUAAAGGCAUCUCAUUGAAGUGUUCUGGAUGAACUGUCGCUCGCUGCGCUGCACAUUAGGUUUCCGACCCCACUGGCUGAUGUGGCGGAGGCGGUGCAUGACCCAGUUCCGAGGGACAUUUGUGCUGGAAUCGGGUAAGUGGAAAAAAAUGGUGUUAUGACCCUUUACAUUUCCAUAGGGGCACAGGGGUAGAAGAACACUUAGUGUGUUCUUUUAAGAGAGUCUUUCACGAUGCACAUUAGGGUCACAUUUUGUAGUGCUACAAUGGCAGAUGCAGCCGCUCACAUUCCUCAAAACGGAACUGGCACUUUUCAUGUUUUUUAUAUAUUUACAAAUCUGAAUUUGUGAAGGGUGAAAACAAAUGUAGAGAUCUACCCCUCUUUACAUACAAAGGGGUGCCUCCAUCUUAGCUCUCUGUCAAUCAUUGUUAUAAGCUCUGCCCUUUGCAUUUGGUUGUCAGUAUAGAGAAAACAUAUAGAAUUUAAACUAUGUUCCUCUUCAUUUGUAAUAUUUGCCCUGUGUUUGCUUUGUCUGAACUGGUUUAUGAUGUAAUUUGCUAAAUCUUUGGUAUAAAUAUAAAAUAAAAUAGAGUAUUUAAAGAUUUUGAUAAAAACAAUGGACCAUUUUCAUAUUCAAUGGUGUAAAUUCUACAGAAGUGAUGUUUUCUAUUUGAGAGGGACAUCAUGGAGGAACAAUAAACAAUCUUAACUUAAGUAUAAUGUUAAUUCUAUACAUUUUGCCUAAAUUUCUCCAAAUGGUACAUCGAUUAUAUGUGUAUCUAAAUAAAGCUGACCCUGCCAUUCACAUGUUUUAUGGAUGAGUGUCAACUAUGUCAUUUAAGUCAAUCCAAUGUUCUAAAGUUUAAAUGUAAGAAACAGGAAAAAAAAAAAAAAAAGUGUAAAAGACAGCUCUACAAGACAUGUGAGCUACAAUAAACUUGCAGAAAGCUACUGUUCUUAAGGAAAUGUGUACGUUUUGGGUGAGGAGAGAGUACUCUAUAUUUGUUACCAGUACCUCAACAGCUUUUAAACGUUUUAUUUUUAGAGCCUGGGGUUCCCAGUAACAUAGAUGGGGAGAUAAACUAUUGAAUAGAAAACUGCUCCAUUGAUUAAACAAAGUAGUAACUAAAAGAGGCUUUUCUUUGUUUUGUUUUUAUUAUGUGCGUCUUUAAUAUUUUGCAUUAUUGUAAACAUUGUAAAAGCUGAUAUUUUUAUGUUGGGUUUUUUAAGACUAAUGUUUGUGUAUUUUUUUUUAACACGUUUAGAUUUGUGUAAAAGGUUCUAGAGGAUGUGGAUGGUACAAUGUUAAUAAAUAACAAAUAAAUUAAAUUUUGUAUCUAAGGUUCCAGAAAUACAUUUUUGUUUAUUUAGGAUUUUUAUGUUUAAUGGAAAUUGCAUUCACCGUCUUUAUUGAAGGUGUGCAAACCUGUGGCCAUAAAACACACAAUAACUGUCAAUGUUGCUUCCAAUGCAAGAAAAGUAGAAUGCCUUUUUUUUUUGUUUGCUUGUAUUGUUAAAUAUAUUUUUUGAAUUUUGUUUAUUAUGUGAACUUUCAGGUUUCUUCAAAUUCAAAGCAUUUUAUUUUCAUUUUGUAGUAAUUUAAAACUGAGAAAAUGUAAAGCUUUUUUCUGUAAUAAAGGAGGUAUGUGAAGAUACAUUGCUCUUGUUUUCAGCAUGGUAUUAAAUGAUUUUCUCCUUAAAUUAUCUAUUUAUUUUAAUUGUUUUUAGUAAAAAUGUAUUGUACAAAUAAUGGGAAAAGGGUAAAGAAAUGCUGACUCCAAACCAUAAAGC
Molecule: messenger RNA, 75442 nt
Organism: Pelobates cultripes (western spadefoot toad)
Lineage: Eukaryota; Metazoa; Chordata; Amphibia; Anura; Pelobatidae
Source: the annotation of a GenBank genome assembly